Porites lobata is the source of this 52898-nucleotide messenger RNA. The record is from the annotation of a GenBank genome assembly. Lineage: Eukaryota; Metazoa; Cnidaria; Anthozoa; Scleractinia; Poritidae.
UCUUAGAAAUGUAAAUUUGACAAAAAUCUUUUUGUAAACUGUCCUAAAUAGAGGCGGUUUUCCAAAUUUCGGUUGAACGAGUGCAGUAUAGCAUCAAUUAGACAGCGACCUGUUAAUUUUGGGUUGGUUUUGUUUCAACAAUGAUGGACGAAACGUGAGUAAAUCCCGCAAAAAUAGUUGAGCUUGACUUGAUGGUCUGACUUUCCAAACAAAAUCAAAAUGACUUCAGAAUCUCGCGAUCGUGCAGCUGGUAAGGGGAAAUCAUCGGUGUAUUUCAAAAGAGGAAUGAGCGAGGAAAUUACCUAUGAAGAUAUACUGCUUGCUCAAUACAUGGAUGAAAUUCAAAGAAGUCCUCCAGUUCGCAAAGGAAGGUAAGUGGGUGAUCUGUUUUUAUAUGGGGUUUAGGACUCCUUUACAGGUUAUCCUUUGGCCUUUGACCAUAGAUUGUCAUAUAUAAGUUGUGCAGGAAGACGUGAUGUCUCGAGGCAUGCAGCAGUCGCCUUGAUAUUCUUUAUGGACGUCUUGAUAAUCAGGGUGUCUCUAAUCCCUGUAUAAGAGAUAUCAGGGGCGGGUCCACGAUUUUUCUUAGGAAAGGGUGCACCCCCAAUCAGUGGCGUAACUGACUAGUGACGUAAACAAAUUUUAAAAGUGAAUACGAAGAAGAAGGCUUUUGACUAGACAACAACAUACUAAUGUAAACUGCUGAGAAUACAUAUCAAACGAUACAGCAGAUUUUGUAUAGAGUGUUUUCACAUGACGUCACGCCGGCCAUAUUGGUGUCCCAAAACAAUGAAACGGCAGCCAUGUUGGUGUCCCAAACCAGUCCUCUGGGAGGUGAACUCUUUUCUUAUGCAAACGCUUUCUUUUGUUCCAAUAAAUUUGCAUAGAUGCUGGCCACGUGAGUGAAAACACUCUAUAACUGUAUUGGAAAGCUGCAGGUCAUCUCAGGGGGAGGGGGUGUGCACUCCCUGUACCCUCCCCCUAGAUUUGCCCCAACAUAAUGUCUUUGAAGUCCGUGGCUCCACUAGCAUCUCAUACACUUCCCCCCAUGUUCAUCUCUGUGGAUUAGUUAAACCAUGACAAAGACACUUACUUAGUGUGGACACCUCAGUAUAAAAAGCAGCAGCUAAAUCCCCAUAAAAAAGAAAAUGGCUUAAAAUUCCGAAAAUAAGCCCUGGGUCUUACAUUUUUCCAAGGCCCUUUUUGAGGGGCUUAUUACAUGGAGGGAAAUUUGCGUUUCAAAAUUGGCUAGGCUUAUACUGUCUAUACUGACAGGGAAAUAUACGUCUCAAAAUCAAUUGGUAAUCGCCUUGAGGAUGUUUACAAAUCUUACUAAAACUCAGCCAUGCAAGUACUUUGCCUAUUUGGGACGAGGAAAUCAAAGCUAAGAGUUAAGAAUGAACUGUGCAAACAGCAAUAUACAUGUACUGUGACACUUUUUGACUGCAUUCAUUUGGCACAAGUAAAAGUUCUUUGCCAAAUGCCGGAAAUUAUGCGUUACUGUACAGUUUUUGCUUUGUUUUAUUUUGACGAUUUUUAGGGCAAUUUCCAAGUACGAGCUGUUGGGGGAUUGUGUUUGGGGGCUUGUAUUGCCUUCUCAGGUUCUUCAUUUGAAUCUGGCCAAAAUCAGCACACCCCACAGAUCAUUCACUAACCUGCUGUAUGUAGUGGAAACAUAAGGACUGCAGUCACUAUUAGACUAUCAGUGAUUUUCCACUGCUCAUUUCAUAGGAAAUAGAAGGAAAAUUGAACCAAAGAGAACUUCCAUGUCUUUCAAUUUCCCAUCUACUACAAUGUACCAGUAAUUGCAUAUACCCAGCAACUUGAAGGCUGUACUCUAAGAAAUAUUAAGGGAAGUCCAAUGCUCUGCACCUGUAAAACCCAGUGUGCCCUGUAUAAAAUUAUGAUUUCCAUAAAAAAAGAACUGAUUUGCUAGUCACCCGGGAGCGAAUAUUAGGUGCCAGGGACCUGCAUGCACAGCUAGAGCACAGCCUUGAACUUGAAGUCUUAGUGACAGCCCUUCCUUUAUGCAAAACCGGGUCUUCUAAUAAUAUAUUAUGAUUUUAUUUUUUGUUUUAAGGGAAGCCAGACUGUCUCCUUAUGCUGUUUCAACUGGGAGUAGUACUCGGCUAAAGAGACCCAAGUCUGCAGUUUUAUCACAAAGAGGACAGUCUAAAAGUUCUGCAGGGCCACCUCAGACAGUGAUUGGUUGGGCUGAUAAGACAGACUGGACAUUGACCAAUCAGAGUCCAAAGCAACGCACCCGCCCAGUAUCUGCUCCAGCCACCAGAAACAGGUAAUGUACACAUAAUUAUCAAUUAAUAAAGGAAUAAAAGGCAUGGCAAGUGGUUUAUGUGACUUUAUAAGUGUGUGGGGAUUUAAGAACUUGAAAGAAGUGCUAGAGAAGCGUACAUUGUAAGGUGCAGGUAAUUGUUUCUCACACUUUAAUGUUCUUAACAUUUCCAAGUGUCUUUGUUAAACUUAAUGGUGCAACAGGAACAAGCUUUGUCAUUUAUUUUAUAAACUGAGCCUCUUCAUUCGACACUCUCUGUUUAUCUAACAUUAUUCAAAACAAAACCGUUUGUAAUUUUUUCUCUGUACAGAUCAGGCUCAUUUAGCUCUGCAACUUCAUCACUUUCUAGAAACACUUCAGGUAAAGUGAAAGAUAACUUAUAGUGAAUAUACAUUUGCGCAUGAUUACUUUAUGCUACUGUUGAGGGUUGUAUAAUCAUGGUAACACCUGUAAGAGUCACCAUGAACUUUGAAGAGGAGUCACUGUUUACUGGUUUAUAAACUACAGGGUAUGUUACAACUUACUAUAAGCUGUAACUGAUUAUGAUAAAAAUACAAAUUAUAACACAUAAAAGUCUUUGACGGGCUAGAAUGGUGGGUUGUUUGGAUGCCUUCUACUUCAAAGGAACCUCUGUCUGCAGAAAACCUCAAAGAAAACCCCACUGACACAGGAAAUGAUGCAGGAAAAGAUGUUGUAAUUACUAAUAAAGUUUUCAUUUUACAUACAUUUUUCUGAAGCAGUCGUAUUUUAAUGGUAAGAAAUGAUUGUUCUUAUGGAACCCAUUCGGAGGUUUUGUUUUUAUUAUUUUAACUUGUAUUUAAAUUUUGUAAAGAGAGGGAACAGUGAUUUUUACUGACCCAUGUUUCAGGAAUUCCUUUAAAUAAAAACCGUUACCAAGACUUCUAUGAUAUUUUAUGGUUUAAACGUAUUCCUGCAUUGUAGUAAUACUAUUAUUUGAAUCUUUCUUUAGUGUCCAGUUCUGUUAGUGGAAAGAAAACUAAACCAUUGUUCAAGAGGAAGCCUCAGCUCAUUUGUGUCCGGGCCUUUCAGAAUGGAAACAGGGAUAACUAUGCACGGAUAACUGUUCCAGAUCUUCAGCAGGUAAACAGGUUUUGAACAACUUCAAUUGGAUGACUAUAAUAUUAUUACUCUUGUUUACAACUUGUCUUGUUAUAAUCAAUCCUUCAGCUACUUGAUGCCUGCACUGAGAAACUAGGACUUGUGUCUGCUGCAAGAAAGCUGUUUUUAUCUGAUGGAACUCCAGUUGCACAUGCUAGCCAGCUGCCGAGGGAUGUGGAUGUUUAUGUUUCUUGUGGAGAGCCUUUCCGUGAUCCUUAUGCUACCAUACGAGGUAAUAAUAAUUUAUUAGUACUAAAAUUAAACACAGGUGAUGUCAUUUGGUCAUCUGCUUGAGUGUAGUCUUGUACAGGACUGGAGGGGACCUUUACAUAAUGUAGAUUGGACUUUUAAUACAAGGUUGAGUGCAAUUAAAAAGUGAUGUUUUCAAACCAAUGUUAUGUGCCUCAGAUAUAUGUACACUUGUCACGACAAUUUUAUCUCUUACAGUGUACAUCUCUCAAUAUUCUGGUUAGCAACAGGACAGAGUGACAAAAUUAUUUUGGGGGCAUAAAUUGUACGUGUAACUACUGGUACAUCAACAUGUACAUGUAGUUCAAAAUUCUAAAGUUGUACUCAUACUUGACGUUAUACUCAUAGUCAAAUCUUAAGGUUUCUAUUGGUAACAAAGUAAAAUUGGUUUAAAAUCAACCAAGUUGAUAAUUAAAAGCAAACUGGCCCCUCAGAGAGAGAGAGCUCUUCAUCAGAGAGGAUUCAACUGUAGUAUCGAAGUUUUAACAACAUGUUUGAAAGUCAUCAUAAAUAGUUUGCUUUGUCUUAACAAGACUGACGUUGUUGACCUCUUCUGAUCAAUAGUGCAUACAAUGUACUCUCAUUGGUGUUCUUUUCUGGUCUUUCUAAAUGGUCUGUAGUUAUGGUCUUUUACCCUGGUUGUUUAAGUAUUAAGCCUUGAUGUGUCGCACACACCUCUGAAUUCCAUGUGAUACAUGAAGUUAGGCAUCCAUUUUGAAUACAUUUUCUUGGAGCGAAACACUUUUUUAUGAAUUUUUCGGCAGUUUUGAGAAAAGAGCGUGGAGGACUGUCUCCAAUAAUCUCAGAGCACUUGAUUAUCAGAGGAUAGAGAAUUGAUCCAGUUUGUUGUUUAUGACAGAUAGAGAAGAACUGAGAAGAUCCGCCUCAUGGACGUUAAGUGGGAUUGUUCUCCCUGAGGAUCGAUCCAGAGGUCGCACAAAGCCAUCUUUGUCCAAGAGGAUGAAGUCAUUAGUUGAAAGUCAGAAGAGGAGAAUUCUUGUGUUUAGAAAUGGUGAAAGUUCUGAGGGAGUGGAGAUUGUGGCUGGGAGAUUUGAUGAGGUACAGUCUGUAUAGAUCAGCUGUUUAACCCAUUCACCCCUGAAUCAGUUGUUGUGAUGUCAUUGCUUUUAGCUGUCAAGGACAACUUUGGCAUCUGGUUUGUGCUGGGGAAAGAGCCAGAUCUUUUGUUAAACUUAAAAAUUUAUUAUGUUGGGAAUUUUAAAGUUGAGGGAUGUUUUACCAAAAAUUUGUACAUCCAGUACAUUGUAAGUGAAUAAUGCACUAACCCUUGAAGCUAACCCCUCACAGCUACUUGCACAUGUAUGUGCAGGUGUAUAGCACAAAAGGUUUCCCUAGAAGUUUAAGGGGAGGAUUAACAAGAGGUUUCCUAGAUCAUCUCAUGGCCUGUACAUGAUAACUUAUACCAACCGAGUUUUCACAUAUACAAUUAUAAAUGUGAUGAAUAGAAAUAGUAAUUAUUAUUAUAAUCUCUGUAGUUCUUGGAUGACUGCACAAAGAAGUUAAACCUAGAGUCAGGAGCCAGGCUUUUGUUUGACUGGCAGGGAAAGGAGAUCAAGAGCUUCUCUGAUGGUUAGCUGAGGUUUUUUUAAUGCUUUGUUUAAACAGUUGAACAGUAAUAAACCCACUUACCUUUCUAUGAUAAUUUUAAUUCUGGGCAGGGCAGACAAACAAAACCAAAAACAAAAACAAAACAAACAUUGAAUUCUCCCAUUUUAUUUUUUCUUGGCUUAAGUCUAUGAAUAGAUGUACAUGUCUUUGUGUACAUGGUUUUUGUGGUGUUCAUGUAUGAUUUAGUCAGAAGAUGAACUGACUGGCACUUGCCCCUGGGCAAGUGAACAAGAAAAGUUUCUUGCCAGUGAGAAAAAGUCUUGUUUUGACAUACAGUAACAAUAAAUUUGAAUGCAGUUCUGAUCAGUUACCAUUCUCUUUUACAGUUCCUGUACUGGACAGAAUUCUUCAGCCGUCAACUAGUGUCAUUCUAGGCCCUGUGUGGGUGACAAGGGGUGCAGAGCGCUUCAGUCCUAAAGGAGCAUAUCACUUCAUUACCACACUUCUGUUUAGCACCAAAGAUAGAUUAAAACAAAGUAAAGCUUACAAACAACAGGUAUCGAAACUAUAUGUUUUUGAAAAAAAAGGGGGAAAAGAAAAACAAGUUAACAACCCAUGGAUUCAACCUCAGACAAAACCGUUGAGACAGUUCCUUCUAUUUUCUAAGUGUGCACCAUACUACCAUCUCCUCUAACAAAAAAAUUAAGCCCCCUCCUCACCCUCUAUUCCAAAUUGUUUUGGUCUAAAAACCAAUGUGUAUAAAUCUCCUAAUAGGGUAAGGGAAAGGGUGGGGGGAGGUUGCAGAGGGAGGGAAACAGGCAUUCAUUUGGUGAUUGUUUCCAUUUUUGCUAUGAUACAAAAAGGUAUUUUUAAGAUGUGUCUCAACCCGUUUUGUUCCAGGUUGUAGCAUUGAUAAUUUAUCAAAAGAAAAUAGUCUUCUUGACUUUUCCCAAUUAUCUGUUAAAUAUCUCAGCUGCUAAUGUCACUUGGGAAGUGAAGCACAUUUAGGUUUCCAGGGCUGUCACUAAGAUUUCAAGUUGCCGGGUAAAUACAACAAGUAGGCAGGGAAUCAAACAGCUAGGGAUUUCUUUUGGUUCUAUUUUUCUUCUAUUUUCCUAUGAAAGUAGCCGGGGGAAAUCCCCGGCCACCGCCUCUUAAUGAAAACCCUGGGUUUCUGGGAAACUGGCCACCUAACCCUCCCCUAACCCAAGAUUUUGCCUUAAGUGAAAAGCAAUCAGGGGUAUGUGGGCAGUUUCACAGAAACCUAAAUUAAUCCAAAUAUUUCCAGCCAAAUUUCAGCUUCUGGUUUCCAGUGGUUUGUUUUUGUUGGCUAUAACAACUGAAAAUUCAUUCUCAAAACUGGACAAAAAACAGAACCCUUUCUGUUACUUACAGCUGCAACAAUUGCUGGAGUUUAAUUAGUGAAAACGUUCUUAUUCUAAAGUAUUUAUUCAUUUUCAACAGCUAGAGGAAAGUCUGAAGGGUGAAGAAGUUGUUUCCAAAGAGAUCAUGGCUAUGAGUGAAGCAGAGAUUGAGAAUGAAAUAAAGGAGGUGUGAGUUGUUUUAUAGAAUUAUUUCCGGUUUAAACUUUCUUUGUCCUAAAUACACAAGGAAAACUGAGGGAGGGCAAACCUUCACGUGUAGGACAAUUGCAGAGUGGAACGCUUUUGAUCCAACCAUCAGAAAGAAACCAUCAAUUGCCAGUUUUAAGCGCACUUUAUACAAGAAAUUUUUAACCGAUCAGAAAACCUCCUCAAUACCGCCCAAAAGUAAGUUACCACCCUCUUGCGAGAUGCGAAUCGCGUCGCGCGCUACGCGAUUCCUGUAGCGCAGAAAGAAAGAGCAAAUUAAGCUAACAAUAUUUCGUGGUCGUACGCCGAGUUGUAUUUUUACCGGUUUUUUGAUAUCUCGUCGGCGAAAGUUGCCGCUGCGCGUAAACGAUAACAAAUGCACUUGUUUGGCCGCGGGGCGGUGGAUUGCAAAAGUUAACUGUGGUCCCGGUUCAUGAUUAUCAAAAAUGACAACGUUUUAGGCCCCACAGUCAAAUUUUAUAGUGAGGGGACGCAAAGCAUUGCGACUGAAACAAACAUGCACAAACCUGAGAGAAUUGGCACGGAUCAUACAAAAUUCCUGCAAUUAGGGCCUGUUUACAUGGAGGUGAGGGAUCCCAGGUAGGUGAGGUGCGGUAACCCGCCUGUCCAUAUAAUCUCUCAGUUUAAUUAGAUCACGUUUACAUGAUAGGUGGGGUGACCUGCGAAGGCGGGUAGCCCGGGUUACCCUCUCAGCCGGGGCAAAUUUUGCCAUGUAAACGUUUCAAGGUGGGGUAACCCAGCUAGCCGGGGUCGGUCUCGUGAUACAUCAAUUUUGCGCAAAAAUCACUUUGGCGGUGGCUUUGCAUCAUUAUUAAAGGUAACAAUAGAAAGCCACAGCCCUGAAGGUUGCAGCAAGAGCAGCAAGUGAGUGUUGAAGAGCAUUAAUCGCCAAAACACGUGGUUUUCCGGCAUUUUUCUUGUUUACGUGCUUAGCGACCAUUCAAUAAUCUUGAGAAAGUGCGGGGUUGUAAGAUUGCGUGUAAAGGAGGGUUAUGUUUUUACCCCACCUAAGCGGGUUACCUCAACUAUCUGGGAUCGCCACCUCCAAGUAGACAGGCCCUUAGUAUAGGUAAUAGCAUGAUUAGUAGUGAUAUGUGACAUACAUACCACGAGUGAUAUUUCGAAAUUGUUAUACGUAAUUUCACGAGCCGUUAGGGGAGUGAAAUUGAAGACAAUUUUGAAAUAUCACGAGUGGUAUUUAUGCCAAAUAUCACUUACAAAUCAUGCUAUUAUUUGUUUAUACUACUACCCGCAAAAGGUUUGUAACUUUCACCUGCAUGUCGGUAUUUCAAAUUAAGCUGAAAUACUACUGCUCUAAGCCAAUCAAAUUGCAGAAAUUAUUUUCUCAUGUAGUAGUUUAAGCUAAUUAAUUAUGCAGUGAGAAUAGUACAGACUUGUAUAAGAGACAUUUGUUGUCUUUAAAUGAAGGUUGAACAGCACAUCAGUGAUUUGUCAAGUGCGAUACCCACCCUGAAUUCACAUCUGGGAAUAGUGGAGGGAGCAGCGCAAGACGAGGAAUCAUCAGGACUAGAGAAUUACAGAUACAAACACAUGACGCAUAUAGCCCCAGAAAGUAGAUUGUUGGCUAAACAAGGACUCAAAUUAAAGGUAAAUAUUUGUACUUGAUAGUCAAACUGUAAACAUCUGAUUAUGUCGGUAAUUAAUAUGUUUGUUUAGAACUGAAAUCAGUUUGGAGUAAUUCUCAUAGGGGGCGUCUAAUGGACAGGGGGCAUUUAUUAGAGACCUGUGUCAAUUACAAUUUUCACAUCGUUGAUGGGGCGUUUUUUAGAUAAGAGGUGUUUAUUUGGAAGUGGGCGUUUAUUAGGUCAUUUACGGUAAUACAGUAUAUGUUUUGAAAUUGCCUAUACAAAGCAACUUGAAAUCUUAGUGCCAACCCUGCGAAAUUGUUGAUACUGACCGAUGACUUAUUACCCCACGAAAAGACUGAUUCAAUCGUUCAAUACUUGCAAACUCUAAGACUGAUAUUUGUGAAUAGGUUAGCUGAAAUUUUUAGUCAUGAAAAAAGCCAGCGAUGUGAAAAUACGCGCCAAAAUGCUACCGUGGCCGUUGAAAGCAAUUGGGCUAGUUCGCGAAGCCGUGCGGACGCAUCUUUAAGUUACUAAAUUAGAUUAGCCACACUUCUUUGCAGCCCUUAUUUCUUAUAAUAUUGUGAUGUCGAGGUGGCCUCUCUUUAUAAGCCUGGUGGUUUCUUGAGGUUUCCUCGCCUAACAACCUGCUGUAUCCUGUUAAAUUUGCUGUAAAAAAAGGCUAAUAAAUGAUGAUGAUGAUGAUGAUGAAGCGCCAUGGUUAUACCUGUAUAACGGGUGGUACGCUUCACGGGGAUUUCACCGCUCGCCUGAGCUUCAGCAGAACCCUAUUUGCUAUAGGAAAUUUUUCAACUAGUGAUCAUCUAACGCUUAUGAUCUUGUGAUUAAGGUCGUGUUUUUCGUGUUGCUAGGUUUUUGAAAAUGGCUUCUCCGAAGGCUAUGUUGUUCUUCACUUCAACUUACACGAGGCCGAAAAAGGGAUUCAAGGCGAUAAGUCGCAACUGAUGCAUCGAUUUCUUGAUGCCUGCACAAGCUGUUCAAAGGUGUCAGAGAGUGGCGGUGGCCCAGCUGGAAGGAGAAUUGCUAAGAGAGUGUUUACAAGGGAUGGCGAGGAGAUCACCGACGUACAUGACCUGGGUUAUGAUCAGGAAAUAUGGUUGUCUUAUGGAGAGGACUUUAAACCACCGCAUGGUAAGGGUUUACGGUCAUCUCGCCACCAAACCAUCUCGCCACCAACAAAAUCGCCACUAAGAAGUCGACUCGCCACCGACGAGUAACUCGGAAAUAAUUGACAUAGUUUAAUGCAAAGCCUAGGAUUACUAACCUAAGAUUUACUUUUUCGUCAAGCUUAUUCUAACUGGAAGUUGAUUCAGAUACAAAUCUGUCGAUCCUAAUUGACGUUCUUUGCGUUGAACUUCUUAUGCUCUUAAUACUCCAAAUACUGGGUAAUAGAACAGGUUCAGUGAACGUAAACUUUGACAUUUGAGAGAUAAAGUCAGUUUCAUAACCACCAGUCAUUUCUUUGCAAUAUGAUAAUAAUAAUAAUAAAGUAACGGUUAAGAGAACAUUUCUGUUCGUGAAAGUUUUUUUCAUUAUUUUGUCUCGUUUACUUGUAACUUGUAAUUACAAUAAAGCUAAGUUCUAUUCUUGGUGGCGAUUUCGUUGGUAGCGAGAUGAUUUGGUGGCGAGGUGAUUGGAUACCAUAGUAGGCGUAUUUAAUGAGACUGAAAUCUUAAAGGGGCUGUGUCACAAUGGAAACCGGCACCAAAUUGUGUGAAACCGUAAAAACAAGAGGGCACUGAUGGACAAACUUUAAAAUAGACUGCAACUGCGGCUUUUGAAAACUUGUUAGCGUAACCGGUUUAUCAACGUUAUUUUUUAUGUCUGUAAUGUUUGAUAUAAUGCUUGGGACAUGAAGCUGUGAUUUUGUAAGAUUGACCAAUAAUUUCGCUCACUAACGCAGGGUUGUCACUAAGAUUUCACGUUACCAGGUAAAUACAACAAAUAGGUGGGGAAUCAAACAGCUAGGAAGUUCUUUUGGUUCUAUUUUUUUUCUAUUUUACUAUGAAAGUAGCUGGGGGCCACGUUUAUAGUUGCCGAAGGAAAUCCCGGGCCCCGCCUCUUAAUGACAGCCCUGCUAACGUUAAGUUCCGUUGCUAUUAAGUACGUGACAGUGGCAAUAUAAGCAAAAUGAACUAGACAGCCGUGAUACAAUACUCAAUCAAGCUCUCAAUUACUCGUCUUUUAAAAAAAUUGCUCAUGGUAGAUGGUUGCCUGCGUGCAGACGUCUCCUAUUUCCUUUGUUGCACGCGGAAAAGGGACGUCUGCGUAACGCCGUCGCUAAUCGUGUUCCAGCGUCCUGCUGGGUUCCCAAGAUCUUGGGAACACGCUGUGAUAGGCUGACACACAGUGCGCAUUGUUUGACUUAACGCUGAUUGGUUGUUAUCGAAUGUGGUCUGAUAAUGUAUGCGGUGAUUUAAAUGAUUUAUGUAAGCGGGGUUUUCUAACCAAAACAAAUCAAAACAUGUGCGAUUGUGUGCUGUGUUUUUCGUCGAUCGAAAAGCAGAGCGAUCGAAAUCUUGUGCGGGGACGCGGAAAAUUUAACGUGUACGAGGAAAUUAUUUCUUUACAAUUUACUGUGCAUGACACAUCACAUCACAUUUGUAAACAAUGUCUGAGAAAACUACAAAAGCGGCGUGGACUUCGCACCAGGCAGGCAUUUCGGAGAAAGCCAGCCAAAGAAACUAAAAUCUUUAUUUAGCCGUAACAAACAGAGGUCAAGAAAAUUUAAGUAAUGGUCCUUGUAAGAGGUAGGCAGGCGAACGGCAAAAGUGAUUAAAAGGUGCUAACUUUUAAUCAUUAAUUUCAAUUAAAUCAAGCGUUCUGAUUGGCCGAAAUCCAAAAAUCGCCAAAAAAACAGUCAAAAACGUGACAAAAACAACUUUUUUUAGCUUUAUUUUCCCCAUUCCCCUGUCUUAUACCUCACGGCCAAGUUUCAGCAUUGUUCUAUGCGCCAAUCAAAAGUUAGAGCGGAAAACGUGCAACACACGCGUUGUGACCCCAUCUUAGUGUGACACUCGAGAUGUUUGGAAAUUUGUCUUUUACCCGAAGAAAUCUCGUCAAUUUCUUCGUGAAGAAUCUGCAUUUUUUUCUUUAUUGAAUAUUUAUCUCAAUUUUACUGUAUUUUAUCAUCGGGGUGAUCGUCAAGCAUGGUUUGCUGCCGUCCUCGACAUGCCGAGUCGCCAUGUGGAAAUUUGGGCCCGGCGUAGUUGUUUUCGUUGUCAGGCCGGAUCAGGAGGAGAUCGGAAUAAUUGUGGCACUAGAAAUUGGAGAACAGCUGGGCAUAAAAGGAGAAAGCGAAAGAUUUCUUGUUUUUACAAGGAUGAAUUUAUUUCUCGCAGAGAUGUAGAACACUUGAGGUUGAGGUAAGCUGAAUUCAAUAGAUUUUCGCACCUCCGCGCGCAUUAUGUGUUAUUCAUGUGUUUGCCCUUUUCGAAACUUCCAUAUUCCGUGUAGCUUUACCCAUCUCUCAUUCGAUUUUUUUUUCUCUCUAGGCUGCUUCAUCAAGCGAAAUGGAAGUUCGCCGUGGACCUUAAGUUAAAAUGAGCGAAUUGAAAUUUGUGACACGUUUGCAUUUUGUACCUUUGAGUUCUGAGACGGAGAAUACUGAGACGGAAGCCGCUUAGGUAUCAUAAAUAGCUGUCACUGGUGUUUGAGUUUCUCUUGGUACGGAAGAUCUAGUGAGCAUGACUGUAGCUUGCCUUUAUUUUUUCCAAGGACGAAAGAGAUUGUAAGAAGGAUUUUUAUAGAGUAAUAUCAAAGCCUUGAAAACAGAUAAACUGUAGGAGAGCUUUUUCGGAAACCCAAUUAUCCGAACAUGCAGGAAUUUUUUCUAUCUGGGCAACAUCAUCUUUUUUUCCAAAAGCAGAACAUUUAGAUAACAUUUAGAUUUGACUUUGUGUACGUGUUGUUGUUCUGUAUGGUGGCCGAAUAUGAACGCGGGACAUUGGCGCGUUUGCCAGAUUCGCCAUGUGAGAGUGAAUUGCUGCUGUUUACGAUCAUGGUUUUGACAUUUCUUUUGUGAGAGCCGACGUAAAUGUUGUUCCCAACGUCGCUGAUUGAUGUAACACUGUGCUCAUCUUCGUAUAAUUUCAUAUCAGUUUAACUUCCUCGGGUUUGGCGCAUAGAAAUCUUUUAAAUUUUAGAUCUGUUAUAUUUUUCAACAUAACAAAGCAACAGACGAAAUAAAAAGUUGUUCGAAUGAGUCUUAAGCUAUCUUAAUUCAACUUUAAGAUUCAAAUUUCGCGCUUUUCGCUGUAUUGACCAUUCAGAGCAUUCAGAUUUAAUUUGAUUAGAGAAAUUAGCGCCUGAAAAAUAACUGACGCUGUUGCCGCGGGCUAUUGUUUUUCUGCCUGCUUCUUAGCUGGACCAUUACUUAAACACUUUACAUCUGCAUCUGAAAUCAAAUCCUAUCGGGAACACCCACAGAAGCAUAAACCACAGGAAAUGAUUACUCAGUAUGCAUGUAACAAACCUGCUUCAUGACCUCUAAAUGGAAGACUUAGCGCGGUAAAAGUGAGAUUUACUCAGUCAAACGUUUAGAAUGCUACAUGCACUGUGUAGUGCUAGUAAUCUUCGCGCGAGAGAGAAAAGAAGAAAAACCUCUGUUCAAGCAGACUCUCAAGGUCACGUUUCGCCCGUAUCACGAGCUUAUGAUGUUUUGUUUGGCCUGUCAACUCUUACUUCUAACCGGAUAUUAUUUCACAAUUUAUGCGAAAUAGAAUACCCUGCCAGCGGGACGCUGGAACACGAUUAGCGACGGCGUUACGCAGACGUCCCUUUUCCGCGUGCAACAAAGGAAAUAGGAGACGUCUGCACGCAGGCAAGGUAGAUGGGGGAUUCGCAGGUAGACUGAUUACCGCCACAUAUUCAUUUUAACAAUAUCAAGUAUUUCAUUAAUAGUACAGUAAUUUCCUUGCACUCAAGGUAGAUUUUAUUCAUCUGCAAAAUGAUAGUCUUUGGCUUUAACUUUGUUCGAAUUUUCAACGCUGAUUGUAGAGGAGGUUUUCCGGAUAACUUUGGAACCGGAUUAUUUUUCCCUCUACUCGAAGAAUACUUUGUAUCCAAAUGAAUGUUCUCGGAUUAGCUACUAUGUGUAAACGCCUACGAAUCGGAAUACGUGGAAACAUUUAUGAAUCCCUAGGAAUCUUUUCUAGUGCGAACCUUUAUAGCCUAAGGGCGCUUAUCAUUGUCAGAACUGGCUGGUCAGACCAGUUUAGUCUUGAGGAGAAUUCCACUAUAAACAAGACCGAUCCAGCUAUAUCAGUUUAUUCUUAAAUAGGGUGCACGGCGUUGAUGGGUUUUGUUAAGAAUUUCGAGAAGAGACUAAAAUUUCAUUUGGAAACUGACCGGUCUAGUCGGCCAUUUCUGACUACCGAAAAGCGCCCUAAGUUUAUUUACGAUUUCUGUUUUGCAGUUGUUGUUCUCGAGCUGUGCCUGGAUAAGGCCACUUGCAUGUCCCUUUGGGGUGAAAAGGAGAUGGUUCAAAGAGAGAGUUUUGAUGAUGAAGGCAGAGGCAAAGAAAAGUCUUCUUUGUGGAGAGCAGUGAAUGGUUUCCCAUCAGGCUGCAAACGGCAUCAUGUGAAUUUGCUUAACCCAGGAAGCGAGAUCUCACAAGCCCAGAGUCUCCAGGUGACUGAAUACUUCAUUAAUGUAUAUAAUAUUUAUGGUUUGUGUAUCAAGUGGCACACUAGUCGGCCAUUGAUCAGGUUGCUCGAUGGCAUGUGUUGUUGAUUCUUUAACCGAUGUUUGCCACUAUUCUGUUUGUUAUUGUCGUUUUUGUUGUUUCUAGUGCGUUGUCAUUAUUGUAUGUAUUAUUGCUUUUUCUGGACCUCCUAGUGGGGCUUGAUCCGUGAGUUAUCCAGGCCUUUGGGGGAAAUUUUUAAAUAAGUAAAUAAAUAAAUUCAUCCAAGGACAAAAGCGAAGCUCGCGUGGGGACUUUAAAGAAAUGUUUUCCUGGUCCCAGUUGUUCCAUAUCCAACGUAUAAAUCACUAUCCAGUGGAUAGAUAUUAGGGAAACCAAUUACACUAUGUACUGGUUAGAGAUUUAUCUAGUGGAUAGCAUUAUCCACCUUUUUAACAACUGGGGCCGAAAGUAAAGUUUUCUGAGCCUGCAAUCUGUUGAAUAACAUACUGUAACUGGUCAGCAGAGAACUUAACAAAAACCAAUCACCUCAAUGAGUUGUACACCUGAGUCUGCGAUACAGUCAUAUCACAAUGGUAAGCGGAUACCCUAUUUUGACAGCUGUCAAUUGAUCAUAACAUGGCUGUCCAAUGUCAAGUUAAUCACAAUUUGAAUAUGCCUUGGACUUUUAAUCUAGUAAAUAAGACAUUUCGCAUCCGCUUACAUGAAUAGGCGGACGUACGUAUUUACGAACGAUUUUAACCCAUUCGCCCCUGAACCGCCCGUAACCGCCCGUGCGGAUCCAGGUCCUUUCUACCCUUUGUGACGUCAUCAGUUUUAACGGUCAAGGACAACUUUCUUCGCUAACUUGUGCAGAGUGAAGAGAUCUUUCAAACCAUACCAGAAUGAGCACAAUUCAGUCAAGGACACCGGAGAAAGAAGCAAAAAACCACGUGACAAGGACCUGAAAAUCUCCAUGAAAAUCUUGUUCCAUUACCCACCUACCUUUCCUUUCACCUAAUCCUAAGAUCCUAAAAGCUUUCCUAAAAACUCUUCCCACCAAAAUGAAGCCUACUAAAUGCCCAGCAAGAGAAAAAAAAAUGAGGCAAGAAAAGCGAAAAAAGAAGGGAGGAGAGAAAGCGAAAAGUAAAAGUCAAGACUGCUGUGUCACUUUCUCGAAAUUUUGCUUUCUGCGCAUGCCCGAACUUCGCAAGCUGAUAUUUUGCAUCUGGAUCAGAAGGCCGCCAAGUGUACGACCUGUAAACCGGUUUGUGGUAAGUUUUAGCUCUUUAUAGCACGACAGUGACCAGAAAACCACUCGACUAGCUGCAAAAGGCGUUUUUCGGCAAAAUCUCCAGGAGCGAAUGGGUUAAAGAACUUCAGUUUACGAGACUAACGGCGUCGUCUAUAAUUGUGUAAAACAAAGACCUUUUAGCAUAAAGUAGAGAGAAUUAACUCAAAGUAGUAAUAUUAAAUUUGUUUUGGUUGACAUAAGGUGAUGCGUGUCGAUGAGAAUGGCUGCUUUCUACAGUUUAAAGAGAACAAGAAUCUUGUACUUUACCCAGAAGUCGCUAUCAAGGAAAAGAGGAAAAAAGGAAAAAGUUCCUGGCCACCUGAUGCUCAAGAAUGGAUUAUAACGCAGGUAUAGAACGAUGUAUAUUAAGUAAAAUUUCCAAGGAGUGUAUUCAAGAUCAGAUAUCACAAUUUGCUUGCCCAAUCAACGAUUUUCUUGAAUGAGUGUGGAGUGUAAUGCCCCAUUCAUUUUUGUAAUUUGCACUGAAUAUGCCAUCAACCUAAGACUUACGAAUUAUUAAUGUAAUAUAAUGAAUUAUUAAUAAGCUAUACCAUUGUAGGAAAAUAGUUGGGCAAGCGAGAAAAUGGCCCGGGCAAGUACAGUUGAAGAGUUACUUUUCCAAAGGGCAAGCUAACAGUCCAACUUUUUUCGAGCCCUGAGUAAGCAGCUUUUAAGAAGGAACAAUUGAAACCGUGUUUAAUUAAAGCUUUUAACGUGUGAAUGUGCCUUUAGUUAGAAGGUGACUUGCUUGGACCAUUGAACUUUAAAAAAUACUAGCCCAGCCAGAAAAUCUACUUGUCCAGUCCCAGACUACCGGACGGGACGUUUUCCGAGCCCUGCCCAGUCUAAUUGACAAUUAGCAGCUUUGAAAUCAGUAUUUUGGUACAGUAUCACAGGACAGUGUGAGUCGUCACGCAUGCUGUAACUUAAUAGCUGAACUUGAACGGCUUUUCUCCUUUUUUUUCUUCUCAAGGUAUGGUAAAAACUUGAUAAAUAGUCUCGUUUGGUUUCAGAGUGGCUUGAUUCAUAGUAAAGCAAUGCCUCAGCUUGUAUUGUCAAGGUCAGACCGCGCUGUUACCGUCCAGUACUCGGACAAUUCUUUGCAGGGGUAUCCUGUGGUCAUUGCAAAAAGGUAAUGUAUGUUUGCUUGGAUACCCUGGGAGAGUUAUCUCAUAAAUACAAACAUAUGAACCUCCUUCUACAGCGUACUAAACAAGCACCAGAGGAGAGUACUGCUCAGUAGCUUUCAUUUGAAUGGUCACACCACAGACUCAAAAGCAAGAACCACCUUGUGCAGCAUAAUAAACAGCCUUACUGUAAAGUGUUGCCCAGUAGCUUUACUCAAAAAUUAGAAACACCUUGUACAGUACAAUAAACAGCCUACUCCAGUAGAGUACUGCUCAGUGGCUUUCAUUUGAAUGGUACAGACUCAAAAGUUGCAACCACUUUGCGCUGUACUACAGCACAAUAAACAAUACUUCAGGGAAGUUGUUACUGAAGUCACUUGCAUUAGAUUGGACACCUUUAGGUUUUUAUGAUCCACAGACUCAAAAGUAAGAAACAACGUGUACAGCAUGACAGAAAGUAACACUCCAAAGUACAGCUCAGUAGCUUUUGUUUAAAUGCUAGGCCACACUUAAGUGAUUUAAUGUAAUGACUGGUAUUAUUAAACUUGUCCGUACAGUAUCUGGCGCCACUUGCAUAAACCUUAAAUUCGCCACUUUAGAAAUGAGAGGAAACAGGGCCGAGUUAACGUUCGCACAGACUUCUGGGAAUGUUACGAGGGACAGGGAAAAAAUAUUCGGCUCCAGUUCCCUUCUCGCUUCUAAAAUGGCGAACGAAGCGCUAAUAGAGAGAUUAAGAUUCACGUUUACGGCAAACGGCAGAUUUAAGUUGGGAAUUUCUCAGAAUAGAAAAUAAGUAGAUAAAAACUGUUCAGAACAAUUCUUACGGAUAAAACUGGCGUGAAACUACUUAUUUUUGAGUAGAAGUAAUAAACAGUACACGACAAUUUUUUCACGUGGUAGAAUUAACCUUAAACGUAAACUUUACGCCAAACAACAAACGGGAACAAUUAACAGCGUGGAAAAACUUGGAUUUUGCCAUCGGGCUAGUGAUUUUUGUUCUUAACUUGCCCAACGGGCAAGUGCUGUUUUUGGGGGCACUUUAAAUUACAGAAGGAUUGUAGUCAAUCCUGCUAAUCAAAAAGGGUUUUGGGGCUAGUUGAAAUGACUUGUGGGCUAGUACAUAGUAGCCACAGCUUGCCCGAAUGGCAGGCUGUAAAACUGACUUUCUUUGCACCCUGCUUAAUCUCUCUUAAUCUCUCUAUUGUCUGGCAUUUUCAAUACUUGCAGAAAUCCUAGUGACGUUAAUCAACAGUGGGGAUUUAGUCCAACAGGCCAGAUCUAUUCUCUUUCAAAACCCAACCUUGUGUUGACUUACAUCGAGAAUCGGCUGAUUGAGGACACAAUGUCUGCAGAAAAGUCUGCGGAAAGGCCAAGGGAAGCAACCAGUGACUUUCAUGCCAUGAAUGAUUCCCGAUUGGAACCCAGUCCAGCUGUUUCAGACAAGGCCGAGGAGAACCCUGAGACUGGUCUUGCCAACUUAAAGGAUGAGUUCAAUGGGUGUAGGUACUCAGUUGCUCUUCUGCCAAAGCGACACGCAGAUGGAACUCAAAGGUAAGUUGUUAAUUGCGGCCGACCAGUUGAACCUGUAAUCCUAAUCUCCAGGUUGCUAUCACGCAUGAGCGGCCCGAUAACUCGAACCUCGCGCUAACUCGAACUAAAGUCGAUUUCCCCUGGAUUUCCUUCAUACAUUUCCUGUAAUUUUACCCUCGGUAACUCGAGCCUCCCGCUAAUUCGAAGUAAUUUUUGUUUCCCUUCAGGUCAUUUCUAUAUAAUUUUACCCUCAGUAACUCGAAUCAUGUUUUUAGGACAUGACAACGGUGUACUGAAGUCCGAAACACUGAAUUUAGUUCAAAACAGCCGUGUCAAUUCUUUGGCUUUACUCUUUUGUCACUUCAGUUCAAUCAGUGUCCAUCCCUACAUAUUACUCGGCUUUGUCGCUUAAUUGCUUUUUUCAAAAUAUCAAUCUUUAUUUCUUGCUGCCUUUGAAGUGAAGUGUGCACGAUACUUGCAUUCCCUCCCCAUCCAUUUGCUUAUUUCCUUAUUUCGGGUUAUUUGCUUCGAACUCCCGAUAACUCGAACGUUUUAUCCAUUUCCCUAGAGAGUUCGAGUUAUCGGGAGUCAACUGUAUGUAGCUAGCAUUCCCUUGGGCUUCCACGAAGAAUGAAUGGAAUGCGUAGAGCGCCAUCUGAUGACGCGCGUUUGGACCUUCUAUCACUCGUAAUCUGACCUUUUAUCAUGUGAAUCUUACUCAAAGCACCAGCUUUGGAGCAAGGGCUUUGACCUUCGAUCAGAAGCCUGAAACUCGCCCGCACUCUCUAACCUUUGGUUAUUACUAGUUUAGUCACAAUUUCUGCCUCCUAAGCGCAAUCUCUUAAGGCGGCAUCGUACUCAUGGCAAACAUAACAGUUAACAAACAAGACGCUUGGAAAGCUAAUAAAAAAAGUUCGCUGGCUAAAAAGUUUCAGAAAACAUAAGCUUUCGGCUACCAGAGUGCAGCCUUUAACGAAUGAUGAGAAGCGCGCUCAUUGAAGCUGUUAAUAUAAGUUGUAGAUUACAUCCAAUGACGGUAGUUAAGUAUUCAUAUCUCCUACGUUAACGUAUCUGCUCUGUGCAGAAGUGUUUGCCGAAGACAAUUUCACCGUGAGUGACCAGCCGUGUUUUGGCAUACUAGUUUCCUUAUAAGGAACCGGUGCAGUUUUCAUGAUUUGAUUAAAGAAGUCUUUUGCCAGCACUCUGCUGAUAGCAUGCAGCUCUCCAAUGUCAAACACCCCUACACGUGCACUGGGGUACUUGUUUUUCUGACUGAUGUUUAGAUUUUAUGACAACUGUCAAACUAUGAUUUAUUAUUUGUAGAUGGGCUGUUAAACAGGAGGACUUCCUAAAUAUGGGUCAGUGGAAAAAUUCAACCAUUUCUAACCCAGAGUGGAACAAAAGGGCUUUAUCCUGGCCUGUUUAUGAAGAUGGCACUUGGAACUCAGUACGUCUGCAAUUUUAUAGUGAUCAGCUCGUAAAGAAAGUUUAAAAACCAUCGAACUUGAUUGCUUCUUUACAUUCUUAUCUCAUAGAAGUGAUAUGAAAUUAAGCUCAAUCUUAUUCGGCUAUUUCAGUAAACUUUAAUCCGAAAAAUACUACUUUAUCACUCAAGUCUGCGCAACAAAAUCAAAAGGUGAUAUAGGCCUUGUUGAAUAUCAAUAAACCUUUCCACAGUUCUUUUUUUUUCUACUUUUGACAUGGACAAGUUGGAGGAAAAUCCGUCUACUCUUCUGGAAAGAGCGCCUUUAAAUUAGCAAGCUCUCCAAGUUUGAAAAUGAUUUGUGGAAAACUAACGAAGGUAUAGCUCCUCAAAGUCGCGAAAUUGUACAGACGUUUAUAUGGUGCGGGCACACCCCCAACCCCACCCCCAACUCCACCAUAAAAAAGUGUAAGUUUUCGCAACUUUGAGGAGCUAUAACCUUCGCUUGCUUAAGGUGAAUCGCUUUCAAACUUUGCGAGUUUAUUAAUUUUAAGGCGCUCUUUCCCGUGGUGUCGAUGCAUUUUCUCUAACUGGUCCAUGUCGAAUGUUGACAAAACGGUGGAAGGGUCGAUUCCUCAGUUCAUCUCCUCUUCAAUAAGGUGUUAUGUAUACCUUUUACUCCUGGUAGAGACCAAAGAGAAAGUUCAUGAAAAAAACUUUUUUUUUUCAAAAUCUCUCCAACUAAAUAGUUCUAUGCAAAACUUCUGCCAAUUCGACAGCGCGCGAGCAACCCCCAACCCCUUACGCUAACGGUCAAUAAAUCCCUCCCUUAUUUCCAUAAGCGCGCUUGACGAUCUCUUAAGAGAAAAUAUAGUGUCUGAACAGGCUAUCCAAUUUGUUUAUACUAAAUUUUGAUGAUGCUGUACAUUCAUGGCGACGGUAUGUUUGUCUUUGUCUCUUGAAGGACUUCACUUGGCCCAUGGAAGGGUUUCUGUUACCUUAUGCUCCACCGGUCAAGAAGCCCUCACACAAGAAAGCAGUCCCUACAAGUAAUAUUAAUUUACUGAAGGCAUGCUGGGGAUUAUUCAUCCUUGGAGACCCAGGGGCGGUCUGUCUGAUCGUGAAAAAUGGCGGCAAGAAAAGGCGAGAGAGUCUGUUCUUGAAAACUUUGGCCACCGUUUUUCCGACUCAACUGACCGCCCUUGGGUCUUUGAGGGUGGGGCUUCCUUAUUCAUUGGGCACUUGGCUUUGCAGAACUUACUCAAAAGCUUUAGAUAAUGCAAAAAUUGUCCAGUAAUUUACAGGGCGGUGAAUCAAAAGUUUUCCAGUUUGCCGUGUGUUAAAUAAAACUUAAGGGUGCGUUUCGAUUGAGAAAUCUGGAAAUCCGGCAGAUUUAAAAUUUUGCAAUCAAACGCAAAAUCCGGAAACGGAUUUCAGCUUCGAGAAAUCCGUCCUCGAGGUGGAUUUCAAAAAAGAAAUCCAAAUACCUAUUAUGUUUACGCUUGCGAGACCGCUGUUCUUGAGAAGAGUUUUCAAAUCUCUUUUCGGAUUUCCCCCACCCACACCCCCCUCUCCCCCUUCAAAAAAGGGAUCAAUUUAGGUUUCUGGGAAACUGCCCACCUACCCCUCCCCUAAGCUAACAUUAACACUUACUUCUCACUUUAGGCAAAAUUAUGGCUUAAAAAACAAACAAAUAAGAAAGAAAGAAAAUUCAAAGACACAUUUCUCAGUGUUGAAAUCCGUUUUCCUUUUUCGCGUUUUAUUGCAAAUCUGAAUAUCUAAAUUUCGGAUGUUUCAAAACUUGAUCCAGAUUUCCCAAUCGAAAGGGCCCCAAAUUACCGUCAUCGUCUUAUUGUUUACAAAAUGUCUUGCAGAAUAUAAUUUUGUCUCGUGUACAAAAAGCUACACUUAUUGUUUUGUAUCAUAAUUUUUGGGUGUUAAUUUUACUUUGGUCUUAAGUGCCAUUAAUUUAUGCAGGCCAAAUAGAGUUAACAGUUAAUUUACAAGUGCAGGUGAAAUGAUUAACAGUGACACUUGUAGACUUUAUACUGUAAAUUAUUUAUCAGCUCAAACAUUUUGCAUAUUAUCAAUUAGUUUUAGAAGCAAUAUGUAUUCCGAAAUAGCACCAUCAUGUUUUUUUCUCCUAGGAAAAUAGAAAUUUGCCUUGGUUUUUGUUCCUGUUGACAUUAAUUGUAAUUCAUUCCGAUGUGUUUUGCUGGUAGUUUCAAAAUUUAUGAAUUUCUUGAAAGCUUUUAACUUUCUGAACUCACAGUUACAAACAAGGGACUACUUCUUUCAACCAUCAAAUGCGGCGUAAGUACGAAGUCCAAACUUGAAAGAUUUCAUGAUCUUUUUCCAUCGAAUGUAUUCAAUAUCAGGUUUAUAAUUUGCUUAUCCUUUGUGAAAUGUAUUCCAACUGGCCACGCUUCUAACCCACCAAAUUUUAGUUAUGAUGUUGUGUCUUUUCCACUUAACAACUUGCAUUUACAUAUACAAGGUCCAUUGUGUGUACUAAAGUUUGCGUUUAGAGCUUGUAAACAAGUAGGUAAAUUGCUGCAUUGGCGAACAAAACAUGAGUAUAGUUUUAGAGUUCCUUGAUAGUUCUAAACCUUAAAGAAUUUCUCCGCUGAAUAAAUACUUCAAUGGUGUUGAAACACUCCAAACGUCUAUAAAAUAAUUUUUAUAAUACUUUGAAAAGUUUUGACAGUGUAAGAUACGAAAUAACUAAUAACUACUUUUUCAUUGUCGGAUUUUCUCAAGUGAAAUAUCCAUAAUUACUGUCUAGUAUCAAAGUUUAUAAAGUUGAAUCUCUGUAUAGACGGUCUCUUCAGUGCCUAAAAUUUAAGCUCUAGAAUUAAAUUCUAGCUUUUUGUGGAGUGAGAAGUACGCUAUUAUACUGAGAAAUAUAUAAAUGUUACUUCUGAUGGAUGAUAAAUUAUAAUAAUUAGGAAACGCAUGAACCACAUUCAUGUGACCUCUUGUCUUACGUGACCCACGACCAAUUUCACUGUAUUAUUCUUCGGAAUUGAUACAUGUGCGUGGUGAUUUUCAAGUGCAGUCUGUGGGUCGUCGUACUCACUGUAUAGGGUGCUUGUGCAACCAUGACCAAUGAAUUUGCCUAUACUUCUCACAGGCAUCGAAGAAAGACGUCUCAACUAUCUUUAGUUAACACUGAGCUGCUUUGUAAAAAGGCUAUGCUUUAAUAUUUAUAACUUAGCAAUAUGACUCUACUUUAAUUGUAACUUUUAAUUUCCUUUUUUUUUUUCGUUCUUAGUUGGGUAUCAUUCAACUGUUUUUUUUCCGAUAAUUUAUGAUUGUAGCUUUUGAUUUGUAUUUUUCUCAUAUGAAUAAACAUUGUUAUUAUUAAUUAUUAUUAAAUUAUUAUUAUAAGUUCAAUCAAACUUUGUCAUAAGUGAGUGAGUCUUGCUGGAGCUAGAUUAGGGGAAAACCUAUUCAAGCUCGAAAAUACGAGGGAAAAUUCCUCGUUAUUUGUCUGUGCCCUUCAAAGGAGAAUUGUAUCGGAUGAGAUGUUGUUUUGUACAUGGAAGCUGUUUGACAUUGUCUUUGUUUCAUUUCAGCCGCCCCUGCAAAGCUACGGGUGCUUAAAAAUGGUGAAUCAGACGAGAGCAGAGCGGUUACCGUUGUGGGACCUGACUUGACUAAUGUGAGUAGCAAUUGCCUGUUGGUUACGUUGAAAUUGCGCGUGAGACUGGUUCGGUGUUGUGUUGAAUUGAACUAUAGGACUGUUUUGAGGACUCCACCGCUUCUUUUAUUGGCUAUUACAGUCAAGCCAGGUCAAGCGUACCCCCCAAAAUUCCGCAUUAAUGAAUCUGUUAUGUGAAAAAUGAAUCCCUAAGUCGUUGCCGCAACCAGUAUUAAAUUCAAAUUUACAUUCCUGCAUGAGUGAUUAGCAGUGACUUUUACGAUAACUUUUUUGUAUUCGGCGACGCUACCACUGGUUUCCCCACCAAAUGACGUCUGAGAAACGAGCGCAGAAAUUCCAUACUGAUGACGCGUUACUAACCAGAUCUGGGUAGUGCUUCUGAUUGGUUGAAAUAAAUUUCCCACGCGGCACAACCAAUCAGAAGCACUACUCAGAUCUGGGUAGUGCUUCUGAUUGGUUGAAAUAAAUUUCCCACGCGGCACGACCAAUCAGAAGCACUACUCAGAUCUGGGUAGUGACGCGCCAUCAGUAUGGAGUUUCUGCGCUCGUUUCUCAGACGUCAUUUGGCGGGGAAACCAGUGGUAGUCUCAGGUUAGUAUCUGUGUGGAAGGCUCCUUUUGCUAAAUUGCUUAUCUGUUUUUUUUUUCUUUUUAAGAUGCUUCAUGAUGUCAGUGGAUAUAAACGUCCUUCUACAAAACACAAAAGGUAACUACAGUCGACUCUGUCGUAAGUGACCAUCCUUGGUGCAUGACAAAGGGGUCGCUUACGGGAGGUGGUCGCUUAAAAGCAGUGGUCGCUAUGAGACAGUUGACUGUAUCCCUUUUUCUCUGCCGUUGACUAUGAUUGAAGCUGGAGUUGAAUCUGACUUGGCAGAGUUGGAUGUAUCUGUCUGAUAUAUAUCUAGCCAUAUUUUGAAAAGCAACCUGACGAAAUUUGCAGUCAUUUGAGUGAAAAAGGGUCAAAAGGCAACGUUUUUUUUGUGCCCGAGGAGCUCGAAAAUCACACCAACGAGGGAAAAUGAAAGGAGAAAAAGAAAGAGCGAGGAGGAAGAAAGGAGGAGAAGAGAAAAAAGCAAUGGUUGCACUCUUACUUUUUAUUAUGGCUACUCUGGAGAUAGUUUUUGACCCAAAAAAACUGUUGGACGCAAGAGAUCCAUUUUACAGUAACGUUUCGUUUAUUUACUUUUCCCAGUGCAAUACUUGUUUUUUUUUUUUAACCAUUUUUUUUUUGGGGCAGGAGAUCUACUGUUGAGAAACAUGUUGAACAGGCCGGCGAGGAUGAAGCCGGUUCCUGUCAUCCCCUUGACCUUAAAAAACUGGAGCUUGACCUGGUAAGUGUGCAGGAAAUAACAAAAUAACUAUGUGUACCUCUUAUAGCAAACAGUCAGUUUUUCUUACAAAAAAGGUCCCGGAAAGGUCAGUGCAACCAUUUGUGUCUUAGGCCAAGGCCAGACGUCGAACUUUUCAUGAGACGAACCAAACUCUAAUUUGGAUUGACCUAAAGUAAGUUAAGAUCGUCUGUUGGGUCAGACGUCGAAGUUAGGACGCGUCGAACCAACCACUUGAAUCAAAUCAGUAAUAAAUUUUCUCCCCAAAGAGGCUAAAUAUACAUUAUCAUACAAAUUUUUAAUUUAUUAGUUUAGUUCAUCGCAUAUGAAGAUCGACGUUUUUCCGCAGACGAUCUUCAGACGUUCUAUCCGUCUAAAAACGGAUGAAUUUUAAAUAUUCAUUUAUUCGUUCGAACUUUUCAAGAACUAAACUCACUGAGUUUUUUCUGUGAAAAGUUCGUCCUCUAAACUUUUUGAGUAUAUUGCAAAUGGUCAUGAAUGUAUCGAGCAGGUUCAAAAUCCUCGGGUUUCCUUAAUGACGUCACGCAAUUUCCCCUCCAAAUCCCUCUCGCUUUCUUCUUGUGGGGAGGGCCACAACAUAAAACUAUGUGGCAGACUAACUUAUCUUUUGAUAAAACACAUGUAGAAAAUCCGUGAUUUUAAAUAUUCUUUACUUGUCAUUGCUAAGAAUCCAGAAAUAGCAGGGCUAUGCAAAGUGAAAAUCGUGUCCCGGGUUUCUAAUGUCCACUGCCCAUAUGCCACAACAUCAAAUAUUUGACUUUCCAAAAUAGCAGGGGUACAAGGAAAUCCUGUUUCUACUGCCACUGUAUAUGAUGAUAUUUGAUGAGAUAAGCCCCGGGACCGAUGCAUCUUUUUGUAAAGUGUAUAUUGGGACUACGGUGUGCUUGAUUACAACAAUUGUUCAGUUUUAACAAAAGAAAAAUACUAAUAUCGACGUUUCGUUUUUGUGGAUUUUUUUAUAACGAUUUAGCCAAAAUAAAGGUACAGUUUGUUGAAAGGAAAACUUAAUCAGUGCCCCCUCGAUUAAGCGCCCUCUUUCCAAAAAGUGUCCAUCCUAAUUAUCCUUUUAGCCUUUUACGCGCCCGGGCCCCUUUUCAAGGAAAUACCGUACAGUCGAAGCUAUCCUGGCGACCACUCUCGUAAACGACCAGCUUAAGUGAAGACCCUUUUUCGAAUCCCCGAGGUGGUCAGGUCUUUAACGAGAGCUUCGACUGUAUUUGUUUUCAAUCUGUUUUUCCGUCGUCAAUUUAUGAUGCAAUUGGUAAAAUUUCCUUCAGUUUCUGGACAGAUGCACCGACGCUGUGGGCUUGCCAUUCGCCGCAAGACGACUGUACACCAAGAAUGGAAAAGAAGUGCGCAGACUUUCUGAUCUUCAGAGGGAUGAACUUGUGUAUGUUACAUGCGGGGAGCCCUGGAGUGAUCCACAGCUGUCCUACUCUGAACAGCAGAGACGAACAGUGCUGGCAAACUUAGCAUCUGAUAUCUCUCACAUCAGACAGUAUUGUUCUUUGAGAGAUCCAGCAGGUACUGUUAUGUAAUACAAUAGAAUCGGGCGGCCUCUCCAGAACAGCCUUUUUCUUUGUCCCGGCGGACAGUCCAUACAUUCACUGUUGUUUUAACCUCUCUUCUAUGUCUACUUAAGUUUGGAUCAUUGGCUCAGUAUUUAUUGUGAAAAUUAAAAAACCUUUCAGUAUAUUAAACAAAUCAUAGCCGAUAUAAGAACACACUCGCCUAAAAUUUCGAAACAUCUCGUGGUAUUUAUUGAUCUCCAUACGUUUCCUUAUCUCCGUACGUUUUCAUUAGCAUAAUUGAGAAGAAUUUGAUAAAGGAUCAAAGCAUUUUCCCUGUGGUGAUCAUUUUAUCAAUUCUCAUAACCUUUUCUCUUGAUUUUGUAUCGAAAUUGUUAGGAGAAAAUGGAUGUUUGUCACUCCUGGGACUUUAAGGGUUAAUGCUAUUCACUCUUCGCAUUCUCUGUUUUUGCUAGACUUAGUUCUUCAAGUUGAUGGAGCCGCUACUACUGGGUCACCGUUAUGUGUUGCUAAAUGUGCUCUGAGCUCUGAGGAGCGAGAAAAGCUGGCAACUGGUCGUAGCGAUGAGGAGUCACCAGGCAUGCGACGAGAGGAGAGGUAUUACCGCAAAUCAUCUAUUAAGCUCUCGGGAGGGCUUACUUAUUUCAGGUCCAUUUCAGGGGGAGGCUUAAUAGAGACGGGGGGCUUAUUUGAGAGGGGGAAUUUAUUUUUAUUUGAGAGGGGGACAGUCUUUAAUUUAGAAAAGACGUCAAUUAAUCAGUGAAACUCUAAAGCUACUGAUGGUAUCAGUUCCUUAUAAAGAACUAGAAAAUAUUUAAAGAAGGAAAAUCUAUCAGUUCCCUAUAAAGACUAGUUGGGAGGUCAAGACGGCGGAGGAUCACAAUCUAAUCCGAACUUCCAGUUGGUAAAUCAGUCCACACGAAGUUUUACAGUCGUGAUUGAUAAAUACAGUCUAUCAUUUAUUAUUGAAGAAUAAUCAAGGGGAGGGGAGGGGGGCUUAAUAGAGAGGUAGGGGUUAUUAACUUUCUUCCCCUGAAAAGAUGGGGGAUGGGGAUGGAGAUUUACGGUAAUUAAAUUUAGAGUCACGUUUACGCUUAACGGUUAUGGUAAUGUGGCGGAUUAGAAGACAACAGUACAUGUCCUCUACCUUACGUUAUUCAUGAACAGUAAGCCACUGGAUGAUGGUAUUGGUCCAUUAAUGAGCUUUGUACCUAGCAAUUAUUGAAGGAGGCUGAGUAUCACUUGAAGAAUAUUUUAUAAAGGAGAUUGAGAAGGGUGUUAUCCGCCGAAGCCGAUCAGGUCGAGGCGAAUAACACACUCCGAGAUCAGUAAACGUGAUCAGAUUGUAAACAUCAUCAUCAUCAUCAUCAUCAUCAUCAUCAUCAUCAUCAUCAUCAUUAUCUUCAUCGUCGUCAUCAUCAUCAUCAUCAUCCAUCACCACCACCAUUACCACCAUCACCACCACCAUCGUCAUCAUCAUCAUCUCAAACACCCUCGCUAUCGUUAUCAUCGUCAUUGUCAUCAUAUGUGUACAUUUUUCAAAUCUUUUGUAUAUGUUCUUUUAGCCAAGAGGAUAUUUACAGUCAUGCUCUAAGCGCUCACGAGCGUUCUCAUAUCCGUGCUGAGCAGCGUCUUAAGACGUUGCAGUGGCCGUGGGAAAAUGAAAAGACACUCAAGGACGACCCGUCUGUGGAUGACAAAGAAGAUAAUGAUUUCCUUGAUGAGGUGAUGUUCUCUGAUCGACAACUGCAGCGGAAAUUUAGGUACUGAAUUUAAAGUCUCCCAGCUGGAUUAAUUGACGGGUCGCACAUAAGCACUUAAGAAUGUCAUCCACAGCCAUCAAAGUCAAAACCAUCCACAGCAAAACAGACAGUACCAUAGGAAAUGUACUACUCGGUGGCUUUCAUAUGUGUGUUCACACUUUAGGACUUCAUCCAGAUACGCAGACGUUACAACAACCUUGUACAGCUUAAUAAACAGUAUCACAGGAAAGUAUUGCUCAGUAGCUUUCAAUUGAAUGGUCGCACUGUAGGACUUCAUCCAGAUACGCAAAAGUUAGAACCACCUUGCACUGCUUAAUAAACAGUACAACAGGAAAGUACUUGGCAGUACCUUUCAUUUUUAAUUCACCCACAGACUCAGAAAAUAGAGCCACCUUGCACAGCUUAAUAAACAGCACCACAGGAAAGUACUGGUCAGUGGCUUUCACCUUGAGUGGUCACACUUGAGGAUUCCGUUCACAGAUUUAGAACCACCUUGCACAACAUCGCAAACAGCUCUACAGGAAAGUACUGCUCAGUAUCUUUCGUUUGAUGGCGUCACACUUAAAUUCCGUUCACAGACUCAAGGCUUAGAACCACCAACAGCUUAAUAUACAGCAUUACCACAGGAAAGUGCUAUAAUAUUAAAUAGGAAAUAGAGCCUCAUUUUAGAUUACGUUCUGGCAAAUAUUGACAGAAUUGAGACCAUUUUAGAGUCUUUACUGCAGCCAUGACUGUGAUUAUUUGUUAAAGGCCCCUGUGUGCUUGCUCUUCUUAUUAGACGGCAGGUUCUAAAGACUCAAGAUGCAAAGCCAGCUGAUCCGUGCCAGAGACAAAGAUGGUCAUUAAAUAACGAUGGUUUUAUCUGCCUUAAGGGAACACCGUUGGUAUUAGGACUUGCUGAAUCCUCUAAUGAGGUAAAGGACCUCAACAUUCUCAGUGUCUUUUUAUACAGACGAAUCUCCUACGCAGCUGUCUUUGUCUCGUCUGCGUGGGAGAUUGUAUACAUAAGCGCGGGUUGGCGGGUACUUCCUUAUAUUGUCUAUACAAAGACUGUCGCUGGAGACAGUGUAUGAUUUUAUGGGGUCUCCUUCCUGAACAGGGAAUAUAAAUCUACGGUUCCAGUAUUCAGGUUCUUGAUUUUUUUUUUUUUUUGUAAUUGCAUAUUUGUCUUAAAGUUGAAUUUCUUUUGUUAUGGACCCAUUUGACGUGAAGGUACUGAUAAAAUGCCACGAAAUCGCUUCGUAGCACACAUUGAAUUAUAAUCUUUCGUCCAAAGAACGACAACCAAAUGUGGUAGUGACUUUGUACACUCUAUCUCCCAUAGCUUCUGUUUGAUACGUUUAGGUAGAAUUGUUCUCCAUGCUUUUCCGAUGUGCCUUAUGCAUGCAGUAAUUACUACGAUGGCUGUUGUUUUUACAGGGAAAAUCUGAAGUUAUUCUUUGUAAGAAAAAGCUUGAGGAUUUUACGCAGAGAUGGGUUGUGGCGGAAGAUGGGUGAGAUUCACACUCAAGUAUUUGUUUUCUUUCAUUUAUUUAUUGAGAUGAUUCAUACUCCAAACCUUUUGUGAGGAACCAGGGUCCUUGUACUGCCUUUAACGUAAUCUACGUUAAAAGAUGGCUUAUUGGCCAUAUUGUCCAUUUUGACGUUUGGCAAGAGACUGGUUCAGUGUUGUGUCGGGACGAAGUUUGACCCAGUUCCCUGCGCAACCUUGAAAUAGCCAAUAAAGUAAGGCCUAGCGUCUCUAAACAGUCCCAUAGUGCCAUUCGAUACAUCACCGACCUGAUCUAAUACGCAACCUCAAAAUACAACAAACAAAAAUAUCAAUAAUUGAUUUCAGAGAAACAGCACUUUUUGUGCAAAUCUUCUAAUUGCAACGCUAGUCUAGUUGGGCUAGGGUUAACGGUUAGAGUUUUCCAUUAACAUACUAUAACUAUUGAGAUAGACAAAUUAAAAUUACUUUACAUUGCAUUGGCAAAUCAUGCACUUCGCAAAAUGGCCAAUUAAGUAUAUCUGACUUCUUUACCAACCAUUCUCGGUUUUUCCGUGAACAUUAGUGAGUUUACUCAACAGGACGGCAGAAAGAAGAGGACGGCAAAACGCUUGUGUGUGACAAAGGUAACAGGGCUACGGCGUCUUUUGUCGUGAUCUUCACUAAACCUUAAAGUAUUCUGGUCUGCUACAGAAAGUUCUUUUUAAGGUAGGGUGAAGUUUGGCGGAAAGUUUUUUUCAAGCAAAGUUAUUGUCAUGCUUGUCACACAAGGUUUGUCGUCUUCUUUGCCAAGACAAGACAAGACAUUUAUCAUGAUAGUAUUGCUUACAAUUUCUUGGCACGCAGUUAGCAAAAACGCUAGUCGUGGCGUGCCAACAAAUUAAUUCUAUUACAACCAGAUAUCACGUGAUAAUAAGUAAAAAGCAAAGAGAAAAGAAAAGAAUAUUUGAAAAUAACAUCCUUUUCUGUCACUUUGCUUUUAGGGUUUUAGGUAAUAGAAUUUAACAGAGGUUCAAACUAAACUAGAGCACAAAAGAGCGCGACCUCGCUCAAAGGCCAUGCGCUGACUGGCCACUCCCAUCUGACAUGCCACUCUAGUCGUGUUGCGUAAGUUCACUGUUACUGAGGCAUGGAUGAAGUCCUGUGUCAUAUAAGUUACCGGCCUGCGGCGAUGUAAACGGCAUUACGUAUAACAAAAGACCAAAUAUGAUCGUGGCUUUAAUCUUUUAUCUUUGAUCACAGUUCGUAACCAUACAUAACUGACACAAAUGAACUAAUACUUACAUAUACAAUCGAACAAAAAUACAGAAAUGGUUAACAGGACGGUAGAAGGGGGAAACCAAAUUCCCAUGCUAAGACAUACCCUCCAAAAAAGAAAAAAAGAAAAAAAAUUAAUUAAUUAAUAUAUAAACAUAUAUAUUAAAAGACUAUAAAUUAGACUAUAAAUUAUAAACCUAGAUGCCUAAUAAUAAUGCAUAAACUUAUAUUAAAGACACUAUGCCUAGUAUUUUAAGGUAAAUUAUGAACGAAGGUACUUAAUCAGUGAAACUUUAAAAGACUGAAGGCUAGCAGAUGACAUUACUUCAGAAGGCAAGUAACUAACCGCCAUGUUUUACGCUUUACUGCAGCUUUAUAUAUCAACGUUCCAAUCAGCAGCUUGUUUUAACAGUUACCACCCCUCCCCUGGGGAGCGAUCCGUUCAACCUUGACUACACCCCCGCACAAGGCUUUGAAGGCGCAGCCGUGAUUGUAGCCCAUCGCAAGAGUUGCGCAAAUGGAAAUGCAAAUCAGUUGUGGCGGUUUGAUCCUAUCACUGGCUUUAUUGAGGCCAUAGCUGCAGACACAACGAAUAAAGGUAUACUGUGUACUCUCCUUUCCAUCUUAUUCCUUGUAGACACCUCAUUAUCACGGGUGCCUUUCUCAUACCGACUGUCGGGACGCAUAGCAGUUAACUCCCUAACAUGUCUGGCAGUUUUUCAAUGGGGAGGGAAGGGAGAAAUCAGGCGCGGCGCACCUGGGAGAAAGAGAAGAGGGAACUCCUCCUUCCACGCGUUUGCCACGCAAGUGAUUAGAUCCUCAGGGAAACUCACAGAGGAUUGACCGGGGAAAAAUUCUUGCAGUUACAGAAUCUUGCUAUUUCGGACAGGAGUUGUAUCGUGUAAAUAAAACCUACAACUGACAUUCCGAUUGUCGUCUGUUUGGUUUACAUUGUGCGAUUUUGUCUUAAGAUUAUCGAAGGCUCGUCGUAUUCUUCAAAGUUGUAUCAUGUAAAUAGGUCUUUAUAAUAAAGAUUCAAUUGCUUAUCAUUCGAACUUGGUGUAGAUGUAAUUAUAAUAUUUGUUAACCCCUAAUGGAAAUAUUUUUAAGGAAAUUCUUUUUACACCCCGCUAUUACGGACCCUCGCAGUUAACAACACGAACUGACGGUCCUAAGGUUUUCCACAAUAACGGGGAUUGAAUGUACUAUAAUUCAAGUUAUCUCUCGAUUGUCCUUUGUAAGUAACGGCUUCAGUUCCAGAUUAACCUGUCCUUGGUUGCAUUGUUCGAUGGAUAUUAAUCGAGAUAUAAGGAAUUGUUGUCGUAGCACAAAGUAGAGGAUGAGUUACAAACGGUUGAAGAAGGGCUCACGUUCGCAUGCCCGUCCGCCAUCAUUGGCGUCCACAACGUCCAAUGUAACCGCACCUGUUGUCGCCUUCCAUCCAUAUAAGCUGCCUUAGUACUUAUAUUUUCUGUUUUAUUGAUAAUUUCAGAAAUCAGUGCUGCCAACAAAGCUAACGUGUGUACGUUUGCUGUUCUUGGACCUCAACAAGUUCCUCAACCAGUACGUAACUGCUAAUAAAUAGUUGCAUCGACAUUAGGGAGCUUAUUAUAUGAACAAAUCUACAAGCCAUUGAUAAGUAAACAUAAUAGUCCGACUGAUUGUCUGACUUGCUGAUUUAUUGCUAUAGAUUCAUCGGCUUUUCCUGUUGCCCAGAAGUAAGGAAAGGCUGAUUGUUGUCUUCGCUAGUGUAUUUUGAAAUUAACUGUCUUGUUUAGCCUGUCAAAAUGACGUUUUUGUCAUAACCACAGUGGGCGUAAAAGGACAAGACGUUCAUUUGCCGCCAUUCUGCUCAGUUUUUUUGGUAUUAAUGAGGCGCCCGAGUUAUUCAAAAGCCGGAUUCAGGAUAGCUCUAUCCAUCGCCGGUUAAAUCUCUGUCCAGUGAGUAAGUAUUAGGGGAACCGAUUACACUAUACACUGGUUAGAGAUUUAUUCGGUGGAUAGUGUUACCCAUCUUUUGAACAUCUGGCCCCAGUUGUUCGGAAAGUGGAUAACGUUAUCCACAAUCGAGUUUGCAGGUAAGCUCCUUCGGAUAAGAAGAUCAAGAAAGCGGCGCGAUAGAUGCUGGCCACCGAUUGGGCACAAAUACCGUGCGAGCAGAGGUUUCUCUUUUGCAUGGCUUUUACUCACGGGGCGUAAACAAACCAACUAUGCGACACACACGCCACGCGAAUAACUUCGUAAAUGCUAAAAGCCAUGCGAGAGAGAAACCUCUGCUCGCAGCGUAGGGCACAAAAAAUCACUGACAAGCAUUCGAAUGAGUCGUGGAACUGGUUUGUUAAGAGUAGCACCCCAGAGGCUCUCUCACCCGUCCUUGAAAACUUCCGGCACCGUUAUUCCUGACCUAACUGACCGCCCCUGGGUCUCCGAGGAUGUGGUGGUCCAGUUCGGAGACGGAAUAUUUUCUCUUCCCUCGUGUGCACCCGUUGUGAGUCGUUGCCACUUUGAAGGCAUUUUUAGGCAUUCCUUUCUGCCAAUUAUUGUUCAAAAAGUAUAAUUUUAGCGGGUAAAAGCGCUUAUAACCCUCAAGUGAUCAGUGGCAAAUGAAUGUACUUUAACUUCUUCUUUAGGGCUACGUAUACAUGGCGGGAACAACUAAGGAGACGUACCUUUGUGAAGCUUGUGGGAAAUCUUCUAGAGGACGCCACAAACUGCAGCGUCUCCAUCGAUACCAUUCUGGCUUUGCUUGUGCACUAGGAACAGGUAACUACUUUACAGCUAUAGCGUGUUACAGAGAUCAGUUUAAAAAUCAGUGAUAAUCAGAUAUCAAGAUAUCAAGCCAGUAUGAGGGAAUGUAGGAAAGCAGAUCGGCACCACAAUACAUUUUACCAAGACAUGCCCACUUCUCGUAAAAACGUAAUGGCGUCGUUACGUUGCCGUGGCGACUCCGAUUGCAAUAAAACCCAGAUCAUAAGAAAUUUUCAUCUUUAUAUAAUACAGUUGUGGUAACCUUUUCCUCAUACCUUUACUCAUGCCGACGUAGUUAAAGCUCAAACUUGGGUGGUAUCCCCCCAAAAAAUCCAGUCGAGCCUCCUUAAGCCGUAAGAGCGAUCAGCAGCAAAUUUCGUUUCCCCUUGUAAAAUCAAUGCUUUACAAAAAACACAUUGUUAAUGAGAAGAAAGGACAUGAGCACACGAGAUGAAUCUAACUGAUACUUCAACAAAUUCUCCCCACUACUUCUACAGGAAACGAAUAGGGACAGCAAAUGAGAAUCGGAAUUUUUAUGUUUGGGUUUAAAGGGUUAAAAGCGAGUCUCAAUCAUCUUGCCCCAGUUGUUGAAAGGAAGGACAACACUAUCCAACGUUUUUGAACAACUGGGGCCUGGACAAAACCAAUGACAGAAUUAGAAAGAACGAUUCUGCCUCUCAAAACCGAAUGGAGAAAGCUUCUCACGAGGGAAAUGUCUUUUAUCUUGAACAAUAUCAAAUCAUGGUUUAUCAGUGGUCUUUGUUUUUCACAAGAUGUAUUUUAAUGAGGUUCCACGAGAGUAUCGAAGUAAUAUAAAGCGAUUUUCGUUAUCAGACAAUGGGUGAAAAGAUCAAAACAUGGCCUCUACGUUUUCCCGCCAAAGAAAACCCUUAUAUGGAGAUGGCAUUGUUCGAUUGACCAAUCGUGUUGCAGUAUGACGUCAUUGUUUCUGUUUUGCUCGCGCGUUUUCAUUUCAAGGUCAUGCGAAAAUCGCUCCAUCAAGCAUGAGACGCCGUGUUUCAUCAUCAGAUGAAACACCGAGAAGAGAGUUGAAAAUACGACUCGCGCAUCGGAGUAUUUUUGACGAUUUUCGAGGUGUCUCAUCUGGUGUUGAAUCAGUGUCGAAUGCUUGAUAUUACUUCUCAGACAAAAUCAGGAUUUUAGCGGGAGAAAUUAAGGAUGUAAAAAUGAGCAGUUUUUAAUCUGAUUUCCAAACACUCAUUUAAUAAAAUUUCCUUUGUAUUUUCUUUAUAAAUUAUUAAUGAGUUUGAGGGUACGUCAACAGCAAUCAGCAGUAGUCCAUCUCCCUUUAAUAAAACAUCACAAAAAGUGUUGGUUUUGAUCUGGAUUUAACUGUUUUUCAGCUCAAGAACAAGGUCUUCGGCUCAGCAGUUCUUUCAAGUGCUUGAACAGCAAGGUGUGUAAGAAGUUACUGUUCUUGUGACUGUUCUUUCGGGACACUCUUGUCAGGAUGUUUCGCCAAGAUAACAGGAAAGAAGAGAGAGCGAAGUUGAUCAGUUUUCUGGCGGAAUUACCCUAGAUAUUGUUAGAUGCCACUUCUCUCCCAUCCUGUGGUGAAGAUGAAAAAUUAAGCCCGCAUCAAGCGUCUUGUUACAGUCGUGCAUAACUUAAUUCGUAAAUAAUUAUUUAAUUAAUUAUAUGGCCAAAAGAACGUUUUUUUGUUGCGGAACCAAAGCGAAAAUCUAGAGCGGGCAAGAUAGGGCCAUUUUGCACGCCCGCUAUGUUAGCCAAUCACCCAAUCAGAACACAGGAUUCACUUCGUCUUGCCCGCAUGUGGACCUAGCCAUUUAUUAAGUGUUCUCUGCACCUCGGACUAACAAAUCAUAGCGUGUAAACCGGUCUUUAUAUUCGCCAACAGGUUGAUUUGUCCACCUUAGAGGCUGAAGCCACACUGGACCUGUGGGAACACCAGCUCGGUAGGCUCAGAAAUGAAGGCAGUGUACGGACUAUCACUCGUGAACUACAUAUGGCUCAGAGCGUACCUGCUGUCAGAAUAAAGGCCUUCAAGAAUGGAGAGGGAAGCAGGAGUGAGGGCGAGAUACUCAUUGGCUCUAGUAUUCACUCGGUGUGUAUACAUAUGAUGUGAUAAAUUAGGCUUUUUGUACCUUUGCCAAAAGCGCCUAAACCCUGAAUUGGGGUGAACUGACAAUGCCAAAAGAAACAGGGCAAAAUUGUACGCAUAAACCAAUUAGUCCGCUAUUGGACUUACUUUUUAAGACCGAAGUGAAAUCACUUUGUGUUUAACACGGACAAGCCUUUCUUAGCAGUGACUUCUUUUAAAAAAAUGGGCAGCUCGAGUUUUUAAUGAAGUUAAAUUUAUUUAACACAGAUAACAAAGAGGAGCGAGGGCGUGGUCAGCGGUCUUUCGUUUAGCUCAAGCGCAGUCAGCCUUGCUUGCAUCACCUCCAUGUGCUCAUUACAACGUUUUACUGGUGGCCACUCUCUUCGUUUAGUCUUUGGAUCAUUCUGUAACCCCCAUCCCUCCCCCAUUUAUUUCUCCACUGAUAAAUCAGUGUGACAGGUGCCUGGUUCCAUUGGCGUGGGGGCUCAUGGCUGGAGGGCGCGGGUUUGCUAGCCAUGGGAGCGUAACUCUGCCUAGGGGCUGGCUGUGCCAAAGGUGGAAGCCCCUGGACAUCCCGGGCACCCACCUCCACUAAGCGACGCAGUUGUUAAACUCUCUAUAUGGCGGACAACCUCUGACUCUCUUAAACGGUCUCCUAGAGUUGUUCCUUCAGUUGCCGUUCUUCAGUCAGUUUCUUUGAAACUCCAUCAGGCGAACACCUCUUUCAAAAAGACACCUAAAGUUGAUCCCUGCUGUUCUUCAGUCAUUUUCUGUGACAAUCUAUAAGGCGAACACCUCUCUCAAACGGACACCUGGAGUUGUUCUUUGCCUUUCUUCAGUCAUUUCCUUUGACUCUCCAUAAGGCGGACAUCUUCUAAAACGAACACCUACAGUUGAUCCCUGCUGUAUUUGUAAGACAUUUUUUUCGCUCUCUAUAAGACAGACUCUUCCCUCAAGCCGUUACCCAGGCACUAUACUGCUCUAGCAUCAAGUGUGAACACCCCCGUUAACUGUGCUUUCUCUUUUUGGUUGUUUUAGCUUCUGGACCAGUGCACUGUAAAACUCGGAUUACCAUCGGCAGCUCGCCGUCUGUACACUUGUUGCGGAGAACUUAUAACUGAUAUUCAACAACUUAUCAGACCCUAUACGUACAACACAGUACAAUAUAUGGACAGCGGAGCACCACAAACAGACGCAGAGAGCUGUGGCAAGGUUUGAUUUACUAACAAGUUUGUUUUCAUACUUUGUUAUCGUUUCCCGCCGAUGACAAUAAUGUCACGCUAACAACCCCUUGCCACAACCAUUUUUUAAGGGGCUGGUAAGUGUUACUUUAGUCCAUCCAUUUUUCCGUUUCUUUUGAGCUUUUGAUUUCUUAUCGGCAACAAGACACCGAAGGGCGUUCAUUCGGCUGCCAUAAGACCUUGACCAGACAGGAAUAUUGUACUGUAUGAAAACGAGAAGUUUACCAGAGCAGACAGCCAACAGCUCUGUUCAGGCCUGAGCUGUGUUAUAAAAGAAAAACAACCCCACUAAAUCCAUCCCGAUCCACGGGCUAUAAAUAGAUGAUAAUCUAACUUAUGUUCUUCACGAAAACGCAUUUUUUUACAAGAUAAAAAUAAUACGUUUAAUACAAGAUGAUUUUUUUCCCUUUCGUUUCUUGUAUAUUUUUCUUGAACUUUGCAUUUUAAAGAUCAUCCACUAUGGAUUUCAUCGACACAUGCUUAAAACAGGGAAAUAGAUCAAAAGAUCGAUAGCAGGGUUUUUUACCGUAAAUAAAUGUGAGUCGACGAUUCGCUCGAGUCUGCUAUUUGACUCACUAGUGACCAACGUAUUUUCAUGGAAGAAAAUUAUCCUGUUCUUGACACCUCGACUUUUUUCAAGUUUUAUCGCGAGUUGUGUAAAGGUUUGAUUUAUAAUUCUCUCCAAUCAUUACUAUGUCUUUUUCUUAGAUCCCCGAAGAAAGAAUCGCCCGCAAGGGCCAUGCAGUAGAUGUUGUUGAAGCUGAAAACAGGGCUUUUUACAAACCCAAGGAAGGAAAGCUAACGGCAGCUGAACAAAGAGAGAAAGAACUGCUAGAAACAGAGGCAUUUGAAAACUUACACAUCAAUGAUAAUGAAGAAGAGGAGGACGAAGACGAGCGGUCAUCCGGGAAUUUAACUUAUCGUGUGAGCGAAGGAAGGACUGGUACCGUGCCUGUUGUCAGCAGCAAAGAACAACAAGGUCUCCCAAGAUGGGACACUCGGUGGCCUGUUGACGUUUGGGUGUCCUGUGGUGAGCCGUUUGUGCCUUUGGAAGGUAUGUUUCGGGAUUUCCCCAGCGUUUGUGCGAAGCUUAUAAACAGCCACCUCGAAAUGCUGAGUACUUGCCCCCAAGUAUCCAACGUCUGUGAAUUUUCGUAACUUGCGGAGCUAUGGCUUCCUCGCUUAAGACGUAUCACUUUCAAACUUAGCAAUUUUACUACCUUUUAGUGGUGUCGACUGAUUUUCCCUAACUGGUCCAUGCCAAAAGUUGACAAACCCUGGAAGGGCCUUUUGACUUUGCGUCAUGCACCGUAGAUAAGGACGGCCAUCUAUUAAUGCCCCAUGGUAUAAUACAUUGAAAUUUUGAACUUCAAGGUUAUUAAAGCCGAAAUUCGUGUCUUCGCAAUCAAACACUUUAAUUUUACCCCCAAGUUUCGAACUUUUGGUUGUUCAAACAGUAUUUGAUUUCCCAGGGGGUUCAAAAAGGGGGGGAAUGCUAUCGCACAAUGCCUAAAUCUUGGUCACGCUUGUCUUGUUCUUUGGCAAGUUUCAGAAAACCCUACGUCUGAUGCAACUGCCAACCUUCGUUCGUCUGGACUGAACAUAGGAUGAAUCCUCUUUUAAGCCCCCCGCCCCUCACUCAAAUAAGCCCCCUCUCUCUAAUAAUCCCGCCCCCCUUCCUUUUCAGGGAAAGAAAGUUAACAAGCUCCUCCUCUCUUUUAAGCUCCCCUCCCAUCCCCCUUUUUACUCUUCACUAAUAUUUCAUAUAUUAUUCACUAACUGAAAGUUGGGAUUUGUUUUGGAUCCUGGACUGCAUGACAUCCAACUACUUGUGUUCUCUACAAUAGUUCUUCAUGGAGAACUGAUACCAUCGUCUUUGCUAAAUUAAAUAAGCCUCCCCGUCUCUAUUGACCCCUCCCCCCUCAAAUAUGUUGGAAAUAAAUAAGCCCGGGGGGGCUUCAUAGAGGGUAAGACGUUAGCUGAUACGUUCGACGUAACAUUCCUGGUUCCUGAUUUCCUUUGUCCCAAUUAGAAUCAUAUUCUUCUCAGAACCUAGAUCCUACUCAGAGCCUCUUUUCAAAUCUCUUAAUUUACUUAACCCCAACGAUAUUAUCAAAUUACCAGUACUUGCCUUUGUUUAUCAGUGGUCACGUAAACUGUUACCUUCUUGUUUCAAUGAGUAUUUUAAAUUUAUUAGUUCUGUUUAUCCCUAUGCAACUCGCCAAUCAUGCUCUGGUAAUCUUUAUGUAGCCUCUGUUAAUAUCACCCAAUAUGACUUGCGGUCCCUAAAAUUUGCUGGUUCUCGCUUUUUGGAAUUCUCAGUCGACAAAUAUAAGUAACUUAAAAUCUCUUAGACUAUUUUGUAAAACUCUAAAAGAACUCUAUGCUUUGUUGUUAUAUUAAUUAAUUAAUUAUCUACCUUAGCGUGAAGAAAUACUGUUUAUUAAAUACUAUAUUCUAUUAUCCUGUGUGUAAUUGUAAUUUUGGGAUCAUUCACUAGAUUAGCUUUUGCUUUUUGCAUGAUUCCAACUCGCUCCUUAUCUAGAGACUACAAUUUCUAUUUAAUUUAUAUGUAAAUGUGUUUAUUUGUCUCUCUCUUUUUUUCGAUUUGUGUCAAAUUAGCCUGCGAAACAGCCGUUUCUCCUUGCUCCUCAACGCAAGGCUAGGAACGUUCCUUCAAGAGACGAAACGUCCCCAGCGGCGAGGAGCAAGGAGAAACGGCUGUAUUCGCAGGCUAGUGUCACAUGUAAACAGAGCUGAGUGAUGUAAAUCUUCUUGUCUGGUUGUACCUUUGUUUUGAUGUUUAGAAGCUGAUAAGCAAUACCUGUUGUCUAUGAAGCACAGAGAAGAAAGAACCUGGGUCCAGGCAUAUCUAGACCAAGAGAAACAUAUACUAAGGCACAUGCAGGGUGAGUAAACAAUGGGCCAUUACCGAGUUCCUUCAAGCGAGUUUAAGUGCGAAGCUAGUGAUCGAUUUUUUAUUCUCGUGCAAAUGAAACUCAUUUUCUCAAGAACAAGAACGUUUCCCACUUAGCCUGGUUUUGAAAGUGAGGCCUUUUGGAUCUCGGAAAUGGUAUUUUAAGUGGGAGUGGAAUGCAAUGGUCUGCUACACAGCCGUUCUUUGUGACGUCACGCAACGCUCCUCCCCAUAAACGUUAGUUUCCCUCGCAGCUGUUUUUUGGGGGAACGUUGUGUGACAUCCAAAAAACGGUUGCUGAGAAACGAACUAAUUUUGUGGGGAGAGCGUUGCAUAACAACAUAAAGAACGGCUGUGUAACAGCCGCUAUGGCACGGCAGCAGCGAACUGGCCGCAGCCUAUUUAUUUUUUUUCUUUGUUUAAUGAAAAUGAAAAGACCUGAAACACGAAAUUAACAACUGUAUAUACCAGUUUCGAAUUAUGAAAAUUCACGCCUAAUUCAGACGCAUAGCGGUAUUUAGCGGCAGUGAGAUUCAGGGAUGAAUUAUUUAUUUCGUUUCGUUUUAUUUCCCUUAGCCUCGGAGCCAAGUAUGACUUUUAUAAUUCAAAAUCGGCCUAUUUCCAGGGAAUCGAUUAAAAUAUGAAUCAGGAUGAGACAUCUGAAGGUUUGGACUAAUGAAAACGCCAAGUUGGAGUAUUUUUUGGGAGCAAGUCUCAACGUAAUGGUUGUCAUGAUAUUUGAAAAUAACGGUAGUAAUUACAAGAAAGGAGUGUUUUCGACGGGGAAAGGGAAUUUGGUAGUAUGUUAGGGCGUGUUCAUUCACGUGAGUGGCGUCGAAACAGAGAAAAGUUUGAUGUGAGACCUAAUUAGGACUGCACCCUUCGGACGCAUUUAAAAUUUAUAAUUUGUUCGCCAGGGCGUCGCAUCAAUGGCAGGAGUCCUCCAUCCUCCCCCAGGGGGCUAGUGUUAACACCAGCAUGGCAUGAGCCCACCCGGGCUGAAGAAAAGAAGGAAGAAGCUAUAAGUGAACUCAAGGUACAACUAACCCAUUUGAUCAAAAUUUAAUUUCCAAGCCUAAGAAUCAUUUUUCUUUUAAAAAGGACCUAUGUGUGACGUAUACUUACGUCAAACGGGCAAAUUUCACAACAAAGUCAUGUUUAGAAAUUUUAAAUUUGCAGCCUUCGACCAAUCUCUUUAGGGAGCUCUAGGGGCGGAGAGCCCAGAAAGCUUGCUCGGAAGCAAGUAAAUUUGUGAAGUUUAGAAUGAUUGAAUGUCCAAGACAGGAUAGUUGAAAAAAAGAAUACCCGUGACAAAGAGUGCAAAAGCGAAGAAUUUUGUUAAUAAACGACGAGGCUUGGUUUUGAAAUACAUAAGGGCUUCCAUCCUGAAAAACGCUGGCCGGUAAAUGACAGACGCACACUGAUGCAAUUAUAAAGUAACUGUUGUAGUAAGUCCAUCUUAAAUCGUUUUGCAUCAAUUUCUAGAACCAUCUUCAGGAAGUGAAGUCACGACAGAAUCAGGGUGAAGCGUUCCUGAGUAAGGCAGCUAAAGAAUCGACGCAACGGCUGUACUCCAAACCCAAAACGGUAUGUUUUCGUUGGUGGUGGUGUUGUUGUUGUUUUGUUUUUGAAAGACGAUGAUCUGUUAAAAGGGAAGUGAAGUACCACCUUUAGGACAAUCGGCAGCUUCUGUUCCCUAAGACAUCUGACGAAAAAUUAUAUCAGUUUGAAAACCCAAUCUCUUCACGCUAAAAGCGGCAAACGUAAAGUAAAUCAGUAGCGGGAAAUUAAGUUGAUUACGUGCUUAUCUCGGUCGUUUCCCAUUAUAAGGUACUUAAUAGAUACAUUUAGCAUCGAGCUUUUCGCUUCAGUUACGGCUGACGUUAAACUGCGGCUUGAUGUCUCACGUUUGCCGUUUGAGGUUUGAUGUUGAUGUUACGUUAAAUGAGCGGGACUUCUGCCUUUAUUUUAGAAAAUCAACAGCAGAAAGAUCUAUGUUCGCUCUUUUGCGUUAAUUUACACUUAAACAUCUACAUCAUCUGCCUGUUUUGCAAUAAAUUUUCACAUGAGAAAGAAGCUUCUCAAAUCGCAGAGGUAAAUGACAUGCUUGAAAACUCGCAUUGAAGACCGCAAAUGAGACUACAGAGCCUCGGGUCAAGUGGUCACCAACCGUUCGCUUUAGGGGUUUCGGCCGAAAAGCUCGGUGCUGAUGUCUCUAUUAUCUCUCACAUGUAAGGUAUUUUUUACUCUGACUUUACCAUAGGUGCGAGUUAAUGCUGUUCCGAAUGGGGAAAGUAAGCAGAGAGCUGUGGUUGUAUUUGGGGCCAGCAUGGAAGAGGUUCGUGAAUGGCGAUUGUAUUUUUUUUUUCUGUCUGUUAAAUCAUACCGGCCUCCCCAAUCAUCGAGAAAUAACAGUUUGAGAAAUUCGCAGGAGCUUAAUGUGCCUGAAAACAUUAUCUAAGAGUGGAGUCGGCAUUUAUAAGCUGUUCUUUGCCCUGCAUCUCUACUUGUUGCUAUUUAUAUUUAACGUUCCGUACCAAGAAAAAAAACAGGAAAAGACCUUUUCAACCUCUUGAUGUCCUUAAAAUUAGUUGUACUCGCAGAAUCAAUUAUAAAGCAUGCAGCAGGUUUACGUUUUGAUUAGCGCACCAAAUCCUUUGGUGUGACCCCUUUAACGUGUUAUAUGGCCCGGUCCGAAGCAUUUUUUUUUUCUCGUCGGCGGUUGAAUGAAGAAAUGCCCGGAUGUCACAGAUUUUCGUCUGUUUGUUUGAUGUUUGCACAUGAUGCUCAUGUAGCAAAGCAGAGUCAGUUAUAUUUAUGUGAAACCUCUUUUGCAGUGCUUUCAAAUGGCACCAUUUUUCCCCCAGUAAUUCAGUUGAAGUUGAUUAGUUUUCUUGGAUCAUGUUUAAGACUAUUUAACGAGAAAUGUAGCUAAAUGUGUUGUGGUAUUGUGCAGUUGUUGGAUGCUUGCACCACUCGCUUGGACCUGAGUAGCGCUGCAAGGAGACUCUUUAGCCUUGAUGGAGAUGAGGUGUGUUUCGUCUUAGUUUUUGUCUUCUUUGGUAGCCUAAUUGAGUAAUACGCAUAAUUACUACACGCGGCCAAAUGACAAACUGCCUUCUCUAAAACGCUCCUUUUCGCGGGCCAAACGGCAAAGUACGGACUGUAAAUGGAAUGGCAGCCCGCAAAAUAAUUUCCUAUUACACAGUCUUUCCUUAUGAAAUAGUUUUAUAUUCUAAUUCGGUACCCCGCUCAAACGAAUAUAAAACAUUUAUCAUGUAACAAGCAACCUCAAUUGGGGUGUGUCAACACGAGCCGUGUGCGAACUAAAAGAACGGGAAAUACGGAAAAUUAAAUACCCAGUGAUAACGAAACCAACAACAAUGAAUGGACAUUAUCCUUAAUGUAACCGUCUUUUGCCUUAUCUGAUUUCCAACGGCCGUGUCUUUUAAACAAUCUGUCAGGCACUCGGGCAUUAGCAGCAGCGGAGGCACCUCCAGCCCUAAGGCUAUGGAGACCGUAGUCUUGCUUGGGAAGGCCGAUGGAAUCGAAAGCGCUUAGCACUAUCUCCCGCGUAUAAGACAAAGGAACGGACCCGCGCAAUUUAUAAGCUCCGGUACCGCGAAGGAAAACAAGAGGGCGAAAAAUGAAUUCUUUGCUGUCAGCUGAAAAAGAAGCGGCCACAUAAUAUCGUUGAACUAAUAAAUAAGGACACGUAUGCUUGAAAGUUUUAGCGAUAACAACCCAAGCCCCAUCCCUGUAAACGUCAGUCUUACUUCAAUGAACAAAGAUUCUCAUAAAAGAAUCCUCAAACUGAAAAUCACACCUACGUAACUGAACCAACUCGUUAAAGCGAAAAAACCCUGCAUAACCUAAAACGCACAAAGUAAGCACUCGUAAAUCAGACAAACUAGCUGAAGACGAUCCAUACUUAGCAAAUAAAAGCUGAAUAGCCUCAGGGGUCACAGGCUCUUUCUUUUUAACAGGGAUACUGAGAAGCCUCUUAGCAGAUUCUACUAUAGAUAAAACUAACGAGGAAUUACAGGGGUCGGGUACACCUGCCAAAUCAUGCACCCACUUGAGCCCAUAAUGGACUUCAUCAAUAGUACUGCAAGAAGCAGAUUCUUGAAUCAAGCUCUGCAAGAUAAGAAAAAACAAUGAAACGUACACACUAGAAGCGGGAAAUAUUACAAUUUCUUUAAACUGAGAAGCCCAUUUUCUCCAUGUAUUGAAGCCCUUUUCGUACUUCCUCGCGGUACUGUCGGCUUUGGAUUUAAGAAAAACUGCAGGGAGAUCUUGAACCAGUUCCCGGCGCGGAGUCGCCUGUCUUCAACCUGUUGAAAAUUAGGCUGCAAGGCAUCUUUGAGAACUUCUACGAGGAUAAGAACAAAAAUAUAUGGCAAAAUUCUUCAAUACACGCACUGGGAGUCAAUACAGCAAUAAAAAAUGGACGCUUGGUAAUGCCGCUGACCGGAUGCAAAACUAUUUAAGGCCAAAUGGGCCAACGCAAAAACGAAGGUAAACAAGCCACUCGGCGAGCUAGUUUCAUGCGAAACGAGAACAAAUGAACUGACAAGCGGAAUAAAAAACACGUGGGCCAACCUUAAGCCACUCGGCUUGAAAAAACUAAGGCCCCUUAGCGCCAAUUCUGACUGCCAGCACCGCGCUGUUAAACCUGUCUGAACCAAUGAGUGAAUCUUUGUAACACCCGAGGGCAAAAAUCCCUGACGGGUAGGGAAAAUGAAUGUACUCAAGGAAGUACGGUUGGAAUUGAAUUGCAUUUGCGAACAAGAAAGGCCCAAACUCAUUAGACGGCCAAUAAGGGACGACUAAAGUACGAACCGCACCGCAUACAAGGAGAUGCUGAACCACCCUAGUAAUGCAGUGGACGGGAGGGACUAGCCAAUUAUUCUCUCCAUUCCUUGAGAUUGAAAAUGCGUCAACAGCUUCAGUGCCGGGUACGCGAAACCUAGAAUUGAAUCUGGGAAGAUGGGCGUUGGCAGCAUUCGCAAACCUGUCGACUGUGUGUGGGCCCCAAAGGCGGUCCAAGUGGGCGAAGAACUCGGGGGUUGUAUACCAGUCAUCGAAGUCUACAAUGUAACUAAUCGCAUCAGCACAAGCAUUAAGUUCCCUGGGAACCCACUGGGGAAUAAGUGUAAUACUGUAAGUUCGACAAAAAUAGAAAAUAUCAAGCUCAAUAGAAUGCAAUUCUGCACUAGGACUCCCUAUCUCCACAAUACGAACGGCCCCUUGGCUGUCAGAAUGCCACUUUACACACUUACCCCGAACCGAGGCUUUGAACGCACCUAAGCCAAAUUGUAUAGCCUUAAGUAAUCUCCAGGUAGAGCUCUUAGCUGCUUCGCAAGCAGUCCACAUACGAUGGGACACCUCAUUAGUGCCCACAACAAAAGCCCCGCAGGCGACGUUGCUAGCGUUCGAAUAGCUAAACAAAAGGGGAGCAUUAUAAGGCAAAAUAGCUCUCAUAUUAAGACUAACGAUAUUGUUUUUCCAGAAAAAUAUUUCAGAGAGGCAAUCAUUAUGAAGCCCGAUAUUAAAAUGGGAAUCCCAACUACGGCGGGAUUCUAUGACCUUGUAAAGAAAACGGGUUUUGAGACGAGUCAGGUUACCCAAAACUGGCGACAUGGACAUAACAUGACCUGCGAUAACGGCACAAUCCCGAGCCGUAACAUAAGGUGCGGAUAGAAGAAAUUUGUCAAUCAGAGCGAUAAAUUUGCAAAUACGUCUAUCAAUAAUAGAAAUGGUACCGAUAACUAAGUCCCAGUUUAAACCCAACCAAACAAGCACCUGAGUGGGGAUUUAUAUAGUGAUUUGGCGGGGGUUGGCAACAAACCCCGCACUGCUUAAGGAUGAUUGCACAAACAAUGAAUUUUCCUUGGCCAUAGGCAGUGAAUCCUCUUUUCCGCACCCAUCGUCGAGGAACACAACUAUUUUAAUCCCGUUAGACCUCCAAAACUUAACGAGUGGUCUGAGACACUUGGUGAAGACGUAUGGGGCUGAGCUUAGACCGAACGGAAGUGAUGCAAAACAAAAAUACCGAACGGUACCAGAAAAAACCCAGGAGAAACCCAGAAAAGUUUGGUGAUCCGGAAAAAUAUCGAUAUGGUGAUAUCCAGACUUGAGAUUGAAACUGAAAAGGUAAUCGCCCUUAUCAACAUAUGAUAAUGAAACUCUCCAAUCUUCACACCUAAACUUCUGUUUCCAAAUGAAAUGGUUGACAUGACGUAAGUCCAGAAUAAGCCUCUUCUUGCCUGAAGACUGUAUCGAGACAGAGAGCGGAUUAACGACAUGUGGAAUAAAGGACACCUCAACGACGGCAUGAGUGUGGACUAAUUCAGCGAUAGCCGACUCCACGAAAGAUUCAUUAUUAAGAGCUGACUGAUUGUUAGAAAAACGCGCCUGACAAGGUGUGCUAAUGAAUGGGAUCCGAUAACCGAAUUUAAUAGUGUCGAUAACAAAACUAUUGGCACCAAUAGUGUACCAAUAACUUAAACAGGACCUAAGUCUACCCUAAAGUACUGGCAAUGCAGAAUUCUGUUCAAAUUCAAAUAGAUUGCGAUCAUAAUCGAAAUCGACUGAUGAACUAGAGUCUCUUUCCCUGAAAUACUUCAAAUAGGAAGGACACAUGUCUAAUAAAUUGAGUAAAGCUGAUAUCUAACCUUGGAAAACAAGUUUUCAAUUCUGUGGUCCUAUUUACCUCCAAUGCCCGAAAGACCAGAAGAACUAGGAAAGGACGGCCCCGAGCUUGAAGAUCUGGCUUGAGGAUUAACUUGACACUGAGACCUCCAAUGACCUUGCUAGCCGCAGGCGAAACAAAUAUCACUUGGUCUUGGUUUGCUGAAAGCGCCAAAAGUACGAGAAAUAGGUCUGGAGGAUGAUGAAUGUUGGCCAGCAAACGCGGUGGUUGCGGUAGAUGAUUGGAGUUGUGAAUAACCUUGCUUGGAUGGCUUCGCUUUCUGUUGGCGUUGGUUGCGUUUACGAAGGGCCCUCUGUUCGGCACGGCGGAUACGCUUUUCGUCCUCUGACCCGCUAGCCAGCUCGUCAGAUAAAUACUCGUUCACUAAAUCCCAACCGGCGGCGGACUUGUCUGCCAGUCUGAUAAGUUUGUUGCGCUUCUCGAUGUCAGAGUCUAGUUCUUCCAGGUGAGUUUUAACAAGGUCUAAUUUUCUCUUCCCGAGAGCAACUGACGCCGACUUCACCUUCUCUGCAAGGUCGGAGUUGAAUUGAAACUGUUUCUUCAUGAUUACCUUCGAAUCUAAACGUGAUCUUGGACUCUUCUUUGAGCUUUUUGGCCACAGAAUCGGUAUUACUGCACCACUCGUCUUGAAUAUCGCGCUUCAAGGCGCCCAACUUCUUGUCGAAAUAAUCCCUGAAUAGAGAGAACGCGGACGCUAUAUCACUGCUGGAUUCUGAAGACUGGAUUGGUACUGAAGCUUCGAGAGAUUGAGGCAAAGGUUUUUUAGGAAGCGAAGGCAGCAAAACGUCGCUGCCAGGAAAAUCUGUGUUCGCUGGAGUAACGUCUUCGACAUCAGACAUAAUUUUGAGGGCGUAGGGACGGUCGUAAGACGCGAAUGAAUAUAAAUGAGAACAACUCGAAUAUAUAUAGCCUACCGCUAAUGAAGCAACAGAACAGUAUUCCAUGUAACACCCCAAAGAAAAGGUUACAUAACCCAUGAUAAAUACAUUUGUACGAUUUAGCCUUGUGUAUUGAUAAUAAUGAUAAUCACGUGGCUUUUGUCGGGCAUAUAUUGUUUAUUUGUGACCCUCGUAGCAUCAUUUGCACCCUCGCUCCGCUCGGGUGCAAAUGAUGCUACUCAGGCCACAAAUCAACUAUGUGCCCACCAAAAGUCAUGUGAUUGUCCUAUUUACAUCAUGCAUCAAAGUUACAGUUUCAUUUCUUUCCAAGAAGUAUCGCAUUAAAUUUUGUGAUAGACCUCUUAAGCUGGAUUUGUUUCUUUUUCCUUUACAAGCAAAGUGAUUUUACACUCGAGAAAUGUCAAGACUUUUGGAGGCGGAUUUCUUGAGAACACCACCACAUGCAAUGAGAAAUAAACAAACGAAGCUUAACAGGGCUGUUGCGUACGUUCUUAUUGCUUUGCUUAGUGAUUGGUUGAAAAUUGUCGUGCCACUUUCUCAACCAAUUAGGUCAGAAGUGAAAUCAAAACGAACCAUUCCUCAGUCACAUGCCUUUUCCUGCGCCUGGCCCCCGCUGUGAUUGUAUCUUUCGAGAUCUGAUUGUGCAUUGGUUUAUCUGCACUUGUGAUUGGUCAAAGUAGAUGACUUUGGGUUUUGGUUUACACUCAAUAAAAAUUGCCUUAAAGCCAAGCCAGGUCGAGCGUAGGUAGUUCGGAAAUUUCUGCCAGAAGUCUUCAUGACAGUUUUUUAUCCAUUGUGGUUUAGUUUUCAAUGUGACCGAAGACUGAGCUGUAGUAAAAAAUGCACUGCUUAAAGGAAUGCAGAUAUGAAUUUGAUAGUAGUUGUGGCAAUCACUAAGGGAUUCAUUUAUCAAAUAGUGAAUUCAUUAUGGAAUCUUUGGAGAUAUGCCUGACUGACGUGGUUGUAAUAUUAUACAUUUUCAUGCUUUUACACCCUAAUUUCAUUGAUUCGUAAUCGCAAACUUGUGUGCACAUGGAGAGACCUUUCUAAUGUGUCACAUGGCUGUUUCGUCGUCAUUUAGAUAACUGACGUCGGUGAUUUGGAAAGAGACCAGUAUGUUUGUGUGAGUUGCGGAGAAGGGUUCCUUAGAGCGAGAGGUAAUACUUUGAUGUGUUUGCUUUCUAUGUGUCUUUGCCGCCCAAGGUCUUAAACCCUGACCCUAUUUAAGGAUGAAACGAACGAAAAUUUAGGAUCAUCGUACGUGUCUGGGAAACUGCCCACCUACCCCUCCCCUAAGCCAACACUGCCACUUAAUUAAUCGCCAUUGGUUGGCUUAGGGAAGGAGUAGGUGGGCGGUUUCCCAGAAACGUAUUAUGAUCCACGAUUUAUUCCCUAAACUAUUUAAGGCCCAAACCUGAAAAAUGAACCAUAUUAAAGAGGAAACCAAAAACUGAAUAAUACACAAACAUUCAUUAAAUCGCUUUCCAAAUACUUUAAGGAACAGUUCAGUUUUAACAGAUUAUUUGUUUUCCGCGUAGCUAGGCACAAUUAAGGUAUCCUAUCCAAGGAUCAUACGGUGAACACAGCGCCAACAAAGGCAAAAAUGAUGACCUAUUUUAAGAUCAGGAUCAAGACCCCCAAAAGUUAUACCCUUUCGGGCAGCACAUAGCUACAUCUAGCCCAAAUAUGCGAGUACAACAGGGGCCUUUAAACCCUAAGAGUGAUCAGCAUCAAAUUUCUCCUUCUAAUAUCAGUGCUUUGUAAAACAGAGUGGUCAUGAGAAUCACGGUCUUGAUCACACAAGAUGAAUUUGCUUUAUCUUUUAUCAACUUCUCUCCACUACUUCUGUAGGAAAUAAAUAGGGGCAACAAAUGAGAAUUCAUAUUUUGAUCUUAGGGUUCAAAGGGUUAAACGAAGGUAAUUGUACUCACAGCACUCUACUAGCUCAACACUGUUAAGAAGCAAAGAUUUAGGAGUUGUGAGAGCAUUCGCCCCCCAUCAUUGAAGUUAUGCUGUGUUCAAGUCCCGGCAUGUACGUGGGCCGGUUUUGUUUCUGGUCUUCGCCCUUGCUCUUGGGUUUUUUUUUUUUCGGGUAUUUGGGUUUUCCGUCUCCUCAAAAACCAGCUUUUCUCAAUUCCAAUUCGAUCAGGAACGCACGAACACUUUUAAACAUUUUCUUCAGAGUUUCUUCGUGUUUCGUGGUUAUUCAACUUACAUUUCUAUGUGCAUUUCAAAGAUUUGUAUACUGUUUUGUUCAACUGCAGAUCGGCAGCAUCGCCAAGAGCUGAAAGCCACCUGGUCUCGAUUAAACAGACGAUCUGGCGGAGCAAUGAUCCCUGGAGCUGGUCCGGUUACUAGGAACAGUGUAAGUACACAUACGUCGGUAGCAUGAAAGAGAUUGAAAGAUGAAAUAAACUGAAAGAGGUGUGGUGUUUUUGGAUAUUGUUCUGAAUAUCAGUGGCUAAUUAUCGAUCACGUUAACGUGAUUACAUUCAAAAGUAUCCCGUAUGCCAAAAUUUGUUAAUCACUUUCCUCCUUUCAGCACGCGCGGUAUAAAAUUGAAUUGUAGUUUGUUUGUUACUUUCUUUCUUUCUGUGGCUUUAUUGCGAAGCACUUUAUUCCUAGUUCCUUUGGUACCAGGAAACUCCUUGGCUUUGGACCAAACAUAGAGCGUAUAUAAUUGGCUGAGGCAACUCCAGUGCCCUCUAUUCCUCCAAAAAUUUCAUUUAACAAUUAGUUCAUGCGUCAGCGUGCGUAUGUCGAGAUAUUGAGCACGCGGGAAGUUUGGAGAGCACGAAAGAGGCGUAAGAGUUGCACGAGGCGCAGCCGAGUGCAACUCUAGCCUCUUGAGUGCUCUCCAAACUUCCCAAGUGCUCAAUAUCUCGACAUACGCACAGCUGCAGCAUGAACUAAUUGUUUUAUAACAUUAUCAAAGCGAUCAAUGCAGCAGUUAACUGAAAAUUUUAUUAUUGAAGGGCGCGCUCAAAGCAGUACGCGUCAAUGUUUACGUGAAUAUAUCUUUUUUCCUCACAGUUAAUCUUAUGUUUUUAUCCUGAAACUGAGAGAAAGUGUACUCUAAAAUGAUUGUAAAAUCCAUAUUUAGGUGCCGGAAAACUAUUAAUUUACCGAAAAAUUGUUAUUGAGAGAAAACAACUUUGCAAAGAAUGAGCUCACGCCAUAGCCCGCACAGCUCGCGGAGAUGACAACAACAACAACAACACUCACCUCUUUUCCUUACUAUCGGUUAACAAAUUCAAACGUUUCCUCUUAAAUUUCUUUACAAAACACAUGGUAAACGCUUCAUUGUCUAUUGCUGAGUUAUGGAUGCACUCAGGAGACUCAGGAUUGCUAAGCUCACAACAACUCGAGGAAUUACGAACAGUUUAUUGACGUCAUCAGCGUGCUCAAUAGGAAUAUGAAGCACGCUCGCGCUAUUGAAUUUGAUUAGGCGAAUUUUCUAGCUAUGUUAUAAAAUUGUUUAGGACUUCAAUAGUAAGUUCCGCUAUGAGCGAGAAAUCACCGAAAUGAUAAACAUUAGUCUGAUCUGAGGUUGGUAUUUGUAACGAUCAUCUUAGGCAUUCUUGUUUAAAGAACAAUAGAUGACUCAAACAUUUCAGGUACAUUACAUUUCUUUCUUCUCAUUACUGAGUGUCCGUUAGAUUCGUGACGGGGAUAAACGAACCUUUUUUAACAAAGUGUGUAGGUUUUUUUUAUGAACUUCAAACGGCUCAUGCGUGUAACACAUCUUAGCUAACUGAAAUGGAGACCCUGCGGUAGUUUAUUAGGUUCAUAAGUGACAAUUUCCCUGAAUUUCGCAAGAAUUAGAAAGGUGGUAAGCGAAUUGUAGCACGUUUUAUAAGGUGACGGAAAAUACAAACUCCGGUGAAUACGCCAGAAUAUCUUUGCUUGUCUUUUGGUAGCAAACCCGUUGUUUAAGGCCCUGGGUGUUUGUCUCUUAUCUUAGCAACAAAGACGUGUUUGCAUGGCUGGGUUGGCGAUCUCGUCUCUCAGGUAUCCCUAUCCUAAUUAGCAUUGAAAAAUAUCAGGGAUUGUUUCAUCCAAAACAAGGUUGAAGGUUCUCUUUGAGUAGGUGUGGUUAAUCUUACCGUUUUAAAGGCAAAAGUCUUUUGAGAUUAAUUUUCCUCUCAAUAUUUUUCUCGUUCCUGGCCUAGUAUUACGUUGCACCAGCUUCGUUGUGCCCUUUUUUGUCCGGUUGGAGCAGAUAUAUUUCACGUUUGCUACGUUUGUCCUUAUUAGGCAACUUACGACAAGACCAUCCUGGCCUUACCUGCCCCAGUCUCUCCCCCGCCUCCAGGACAUAUUCCUCCCUCACCCACGAGGCAAAUGUCUGUCCACCGAUUGUCCAGUCGUCAUUAUUGAUUCAGUGACAUGUGUCAAUUAUGCUUCUUCACUGGGAAUGUUUUUUCACCAAUUAUCCAGUCGUCAUUGAUGAUGCGGUGACAUGUGUCAGUCACGUGUCUACAUUGGGAGUGUCUGUUCACUGAUUGUCCAUUCGUCAAUGAUGAUUCACUGACGUGCCAGUCAUGUAUCCACAUUGGGAGUGUCUGUUCACUGAUUGUCCAGUCGUCAAUGAUGAUCCACUGACAUGUGUCAGUCCUCUGUGUACAUUGGGAAUGGCAAGUUCACCGAUUGUCCAGUCAUCAUUAAUGAUUUAGUGACAUAUGUCAGUCAUGUGUCUACAUUGAGAAUGGCAACUUCAUCGACUGUCCAGUCGUCAUUUAUGAUUUAGUGACGUGAGUCAGUCAUGUGUCUACAUUGGGAAUUGCAAGUUCACCGACUGUCCAGUCGUCAUUUAUGAUUUAGUGACGUGAGUCAGUCAUGUGUCUACAUUGGGAAUGCUGUUCACCGAUUGUCCAGUCGUCAUUUAUAACUCAGUGACAUGUGUCAGUCUUGUGUCUCCACAUUAGGAGACUGUUAACCGAUUGUUCACCUUCUUUGAUGGUUCACAGACAUGUGUCAGCAGGACAGUGCCGGAAUGAUGAGCAUAAUGAAUCAGUUACUAGACGAAGACAUUUAAAAAAUGCUCAUUCAUUAUCGCGGAUUACCAGACUUCAGUUAAAGACUACAACCCCACCAGUUAUGACUGACAAGUAUCAAUCAACGAUUGGAAAAGCAGUUAUGAUUAGUGUCAGGAGUGUCGUAUUAUUACUUGGUUGACAUUUUAGUCGGUAAAUGAUGGCCAGUUGUCCUCAUGACUGAGAGAUAUAUUUUUCUCCAGUGCAUCUAGCGAUGACUGCCGAUUGACGGAUGCCCUGAGUUCAAGGAGUGUGAACCGUUUUUAACCUCAGUCCAUAUCAAGCCAUUGUCAAGUUCAACGAUAGCAAAAUUCAUUGUUUUGCUUCAUGAGAAAUCACGGUUGUUUGGAAUUUCCCACCCUUUAUGGAGCGUUCCCAUCCUCCUGGUGAUUGACAGAUGUCAAUUCGCAGAGUGACAGAUUGCCUGAUAAAUGGCCAAAACCCAACUCGUUCCGAUUUCCUGGGAUAAAUUGGUAAAGGGGACUGUGUGGUUCUUUUACAGCGAUGUGGAGUGUGUGGUAUCAAGCAAAGGUUUGUGUUAACGAAAGACAAAAGGAAAAUUUUGCCUUCCUUUUAACCACAAAACUGAGUGUCUAGGAAAUAACCUUGGCACGUCUCAAGAUGUUAACGGUUGUAACAAUUUUUCAGAGUAUUUUGUAUUAUUUAUUUCAAAAGCGAGCAAUUUUUACAAACGCAAAUUGAUGGCGUGUUUUCCGGCUGUACCAGCCGUGAAGGCUUCCUAAACAGCUCUCUUGGUUUUGUAAAUAAAAAUCUUUUACAGGA